GAGGAAAGAGGAGGGGAGGGAAGAAGCCCUGCGAGUGCGUAAAAAAGUCCUCGCCUUGGUGACGGAUGCUCAAAAGUUCAGGAGUUUUUCCAAAUGCUUCUCCGAGCAGCGCGCGGCUGAAAAGAGAACUGUAGGAGAAACGGAGGCAGGAGGCCGCGCUGAACAACCGCAGACCGCUUGGGGAAGGUGGUUUUUUGGGGUCUUUUUUCAUACUUGAGUCCAAGAGAGAGAGAGAGAAAAUAUCCGGUCUCUCGCGCCCCUCCAACCAACGCACGCUGCUUCUUCCUUUUGGUUUCCUUCGCCUGCCUCGGUCUUUAUUCCUUUUUUAAAGGAAGAAAUCUCAACCUGUUGUCCACCUCCGUGGAAGAAGAAGAAGGGGGAAGGAAAGGCGCUCGGGAAAUAAGGUUUUGUGCGCUCAGCUUUACGCGAGGGAGCGCGCGCGAUUCCAGUUUCGCCCUUGAUGGAAGUAACUGGCUUUUCCUCUCGGCGGCGGCCGCUUCCGUGGAGGGUCGGCGCCUUGUUUUAAGAAGAACAAGAAGGAGUAGCAGCAGCAGGAAGAAAAGGAGACUUAUUUCCCCUCCCCACGACCAUUAUCAACCUCCCCCCUCUCCUUCGCCCGGGGUCCUUUCCAUUUAUUUAAUUUUUUGGCCCGCUUGAGCGGGGGAGGGGAAAGCAGCAAACUUUAACGGGACCCCGAAGUUCUCGUCCGCUUGCUUGCUUGCUUGCUCCCUUUUCGGGGGAGGAAGCGGGGCGGAAAGGAAAGAUCCUGGUCGCCUCUUCUGGUUUAUACUUUUUUGGCUCUGGAGCUGCGGAGGGGUGGAGGGGGGAAAGCAAAGGCGGAGGCGGCGGAGGAGGAGGAGGCGGCGGAGGAGGAGGCGGAGGAGGCCAGUCUGCUGCUGCUGCUGUUGCUGAAGCUGCUGCCGCUUGGUCUGGCUGGCUGGCUGGCAGGGAGGCCAUGCAGGCUCGCUACUCGGUCUCCAGCCCCAACUCGCUGGGAGUGGUGCCAUACCUGGGCGGCGAGCAGAGCUACUACCGCGCGGCGGCCGGAGGCGGCUACGCGGCCAUGCCGGCCCCGAUGAGCAUGUACUCUCCGCACCCGGCGGCCCACGAGCAGUACCCGGGCGCCGGCGGAGGAGGAGGAGGCGGAGGUGGUGGUGGAGGCGGCAUGGGCAGGCCGUACGGCCCUUACCCGCCUCCGCCGCAGCCCAAGGACUUGGUGAAGCCUCCGUACAGCUACAUCGCUCUCAUCACCAUGGCUAUCCAGAACGCGCCGGAUAAGAAGAUCACGCUGAACGGCAUCUACCAGUUCAUCAUGGAGCGCUUCCCCUUCUACCGGGACAACAAGCAAGGCUGGCAGAACUCCAUCCGCCACAACCUGUCGCUCAACGAGUGCUUCGUCAAGGUGCCCCGAGACGACAAGAAGCCCGGCAAGGGGAGCUACUGGACCCUGGACCCGGACUCGUACAACAUGUUCGAGAACGGCUCGUUCCUGCGCCGACGGAGGCGCUUCAAGAAGAAAGACGCCGUCAAGGACAAGGAGGAGAAGGAGCGCCUCCAUAGCAAGGAGCAGACGCAGCAGCAGCAGACGUCGACUCGACAGCAACACCAAGACGGAGGUGGGCAGCAGCAGCAGCAGCAACAGCAGGCGCCUCCGGUGAGGCUACAGGACAUCAAGACGGAGAACGGCUCGACGUCGCCCCCUCGAGCGCUGUCCCCGCUGGGAGGCGCGCCCGUGGCCAAGAUCGAGAGCCCCGGGAGCUCCAGCGCCAGCAGCCUCUCCAGCGGAGCGGGGAGCCCGCACGGCGGCGGCGGCGGCGGCGGCAGAGCGCUGGGCUUGGACCCCCCGACGGCCGCCGCCGAAGCGCCUCCGAGCCAGCAUCCGCACGCCCACCACCCGCACCACCACUCUCACCCGCACGCCCAUCAUCACCAUCACCACCACCCGCAUCUCCACCACCCGCCGCCGUCCCAUCACCACCCCGGAGGGCCCCCCGGGGGGGCGGGCGCCGGCGGCUUCAGCGUGGACAACAUCAUCAUGACCUCCCUGCGCGCUUCCCCCGGGCAGGGCGCCGGGGAGCUCUUGGCUUUGCCCUCCACGGCCGGCACCGCAGCCCCGCCGUCGUCGUCCUCGUCCAGCCCCUCGAGCGCCUCGACGUCGCGGACCUCGGCGCUGCCGCCGCCUUCGCUGGCGCUCAGCAGCUGCUAUUCGCCGGCUGCGGCUGCGCAGAGCGCGCUCUACAGCGCCCCCUGCAGCCAGGGCGUCAACACGACGGGCAGCAGUGCCAUCACGCAAGCCGGCGGCGGCGGCGCCAAUAGUUAUCACUGCAACUUGCAGGCCAUGAGCCUCUACGCGGCCGCUGCUGCCGCGGCUGCCGCAGCUGCCGGGGGCGGCGGAGAAAGAGGCGGCGGAGGCCACCUGAGCGGCAGCCCGGUGGAGCAGGACCCCCUUCCCGAGUACAGCCUGGCGGCCAGCAGCAGCAGCAGCGCCUCUUCCCUCAGCCUGAGCCCUCAGGAGGGGCACCCGCAAGGCGGCGGCGGCCGCCUGGCUUCGUGGUACCUCAACCAGGCCACGGCGGUGGGCGAGCUCGCCCAUUUGGCGCCCGCCUCAGCCGCGGCGGCGGCGGCUGCUGCCGCCGCAGCGGCUGCCGCCGCCGCCGCCUCGUCGUCCCCGUCGCCGUCGCCGUCGGGCUACCCGGUGCAGCAGCAGAACUUCCACGCCGUGAGGGAGAUGUUCGAGUCGUCGCAGCGCCUGGGCCUGAGCAACUCGCCCGUCAACGGCAACGCGGCGGCGGCGGCCGCCAGCAGCUGCCAAAUGGCGUUCCCAGGCAGCCAGCCGCUCUACCGGCCCUCGGGCGCCUUCGUCUACGACUGCAGCAAGUUCUGACCGAGGAGAGCGGCGAGGGGAGAAGCGGGCCCUCAGCCGCCGCCGCCGCUGCGCUCUGAGGGGACGCUGGAGAAGCCGUGUUUCCACUAUAAACACCAACACACAAACACGACGCUCGGCGCCCCCGAAGCCCGCGCGAAACCUCCACAGACUCUUACCCAAAGACAGCCUUUUUAUUAACUAAGGACAUGGUUUGUUAAAGGACAGUGUUACUCCAAAUAACACGUAAGUUUGUGCUUUUCUUCCUUGCCUUAAAAACAACCCUCCCCACACCCAGAAAGAGAGGGUGCCUUCUUCCCUCGCCUCCCUCUCCGAGAGGCUCUGCCGGCCGCGUUGUGUGGCUCCCACCCUGCGCGCCCUUUUGCGCCAGCCUUAUUGGCUGCUGGUCCGGCGCUUGGUUGGGCGCCGGCGACUGAGCGCGCGGGAAAUGCCAGCCAACCAGCGGCGAGAGUCUCGCGGGGAUAAGUCCAGCGGCUCCAUUGAAUUCCACGGGGUGGUGUGGAUCGCAGCCCUCAAUGAAGGCGCAAUCCGGGUUCGCUCAAGCCCAUGCGAGUUUCGCCCCUGGUUUGAAAAGCGACGCCGCCUUAGAAAGCCCCUUCCUUUCCUCUCCCCUGCAAGGACUCCUUUAUACGCAAGGAUUUGUUUCGAAAAUGUAAAUGGAUGCAUAGUAAUUUAUUUUUAAAUCUGUAGUUGGAACUUUUGGACCAAACACCAGAAAGUGUUCUUUUUACCCCACCCCACCCAAUGCUUUCAGAAAGGUUGACUUUAAAAUAACGUUAAACAUUGAUUUUUGUUUUGUUUUGUUUUCAUUUAUAUAUAUAAAUGGGAAGCUGUAUUAAUCUUAUUUUAUCGUUUAUCAUUUUUUCCUUUUUUUGUUGGAGAUACCCUGAAGUUACUGCCUUGCUUGUUUAUUAAUAAAUUACCAUUCAGUUGGACUGAGACCAUAUACGUCUGGAUAUAUUAACCCCACUUUUUAAAGGAAAAAAUUAAAAAUCCUACAGCUGAAAUGUUGAUGGUAGAAUUACUUUCUUCCAGUGUGGGCUAAGUGAAAAAUACAUUUUUAAAAAGUUUCUUGGGUAACUCGCUCCCAUAAAGCGGUUAAACCAAAAACAACAGAAUUUAAUCUUCUGGUUAGUCCUAAACUUGUAAAUAAAUAUCAUUUAUGUCCAUCGAUUUUUAAAAAUCUGUGUUGGGUGUGUGGACUUGGAUGCGGCUGGAAUCGACUUAAAAACAAAUGCUGAUUCCAGUGGCUGUUGCUGAGGCUGCUGCUGCUGCUAUUUAUGAGUUCUGACUAUUAUGGUUAUUAAUCUUAGCGAAUAGGUGGGAAAUGUAAGCCACCAAGCCAUCACUGUUGCGAGGCAGCAGAUGCAGAGGGCUUGAGCUACUUGACAAAUAUUGGAAUAUAUCCGCGGAAGGCCCGUGGCCGUAAUCUGUCCCAUAUCAAGAGGAAGGCGUUAAAGAAGUCGCAGGAGGUCCUGAUCUUCAUUUGCAAAUUAAUGCGUCCUUUUAUAAAAAAAAGUGACAUUUAUGCAUGUGCAGGUUUCUGAAUUUUCUAAAUAUAGGCAGCUAUAUUUUAUAGAAUAGUAAUAAGAUCCUUAAAACCCUUUCUUCCAAUGCGAACUAAUGGGGGGGGGGAGCUGCUCAGUUCCCUCCCCCGAACAUGUCUCUUGGGCAACUCGUUCCACAAACCAUGGCGUCCUGGAUUUGUUUCCCCUUCCCUCAUUAUUCUAGACAGGUCGCUAGUUCUUAAAUAUUUUUUGCUGCUUUCCCAGGGAGCGAUUCCAUAUACACCAAGAACUGAGAAGGAAAACUGGUCUCCCUCAUUGUUACCUCAUUUUCCCUCUCUCUCUUACGCACACAAACACACUUUAAGCAGAAGAAACUCCCUCUGCGGAUGGCUGCAAAUAGCAACGGGUGAUGUUUUGGUCAAAUGUAGAAACUCGCCUUCAGGUCAUCUCUCAAUGAGGUUUGCAAGGAAUGGAGGAAACACCUUUGCCCACUUGUGAAUACCCCAACAAAAUGCAAUUUAGCCUUUUAUCUGCGAGGGAUCGGCCGCGCUGUCAGAGGCGAGGCGAGGCUGCCUUUCUGGGGAGCCUCCGGUGAGCAUUUUUCAAGAGAAUGCAGCUCCUAUCAGGCGCUCUUAUCGGAGGCAACACUUGGCAGUAAUUGCUCCCGGGUUGUUAAAGGCCGCAAACAGUAAAUAAAUCCGGGCUAAUUUAAUUAAAACCUGAGUAGGCGCCUUCUCAUCUUAGUCGUGCUUCCAGAGUAGCAAGCAAGCAAGAGCUCAGAAACUUGGGGACGGAUUUUCCUCGCUUUUUAGUGCAUUUCCCUAUCGGAAUUAAUCUCACGCUAUUGCACGCUUGUGAUCUUUUUUUGUUUGUGUGUUUGUUUGUGAACUGGGCAUUUGCUUCCUUUUUCAAAGCGCUUCGAAUUGUGAGACGUAGACCCGGAUUGAGGGUGACGCUGUGCGGAAUUAUCCUAUGUAUGUGGCUUGUUUGAAAGUAGGAGUCCUACUGAGCGCAAUGGCAUUUACUCUCAAGAAAGCGUUUACAACCUCGGAAUUGCACCCUGGGAAGGAUUCUCCCCUCCUUUAUUUGCGAAGAGCACUUUCGAAAUGCGGCAAAAUACUUUAAUUAUUAGUAGGUCUGCUGCUAGUCUAUAUAGCUUGGACUUGAAUUUAAACCACAGUCCGAUCUGCAAUUCAGUUAACCUAAAGUUAUUAAAUAUGUGAGGACUCCGGAGUAAAGCAGUUAAAAUUAGCAGGCCUACCUAGAAUAUGAAAUCGGCCUAACCUCAAAAUACUUGAUUUUAACCGUGUUAGGGAUGGAGUUGUGACUCUUUUUAAGGCACCUACUUGCUGCAUUCCAUUGAACUCAAUGGUCCUGAGUGAGCCUGCUGAAGUUUGCUUUGGCGCACAGCUUGCGAUAUGGCCUUAACUGAUCUGGCCUUAGCACGACUAGCGAUUCCCGAUUCAAAGAGAGCUCCAGGAAAGUAGCAGGAUCGCUUUCGAUUUGAUUUUUUUAUAUUUCGGAAUAGAUUCGUAUAGAUGAGCCUUUGUACGCUUUGAGCUUAACACAUCCAGUUCUAUCUAGCAAACCAGAGCAUGUGGCUAGUUGAAGUUGGCUCUCCGAAAGCGAAACGAACCAUGGAAACGUUUUGAAAGCCCCAUUCAAUCCAGUGGGAGAGAAUCGGCCUGGCUUCACUCUCCCACUGAAAUCAAACUGCAGCGCUCAUGGACAUUUAUAAUUUUGGCUGACUCUCGCGCGCUCUUUGUAUUUUGUACAUAUAAGGAGCCAGGGAGAAAGGAAGGGAAUAAUCGGAGGUGGGCAUCCUCGUGUGUUGUCACAUCCCUUCAGUUUAUUAGCUGUGUCUUUUCAGAGAUGGGGUGGGAAAACCAGGUUGAGGAACCUCAGAGGUGGUCCCACCACGUUCAACUGAGGCGUCGGUGUGCAAGCCAUCAGUGGGAGACACACUCUUGGUUUCAGUGAGCUCAUAAACCGGGAAUUUACGAACUGUGCUUAUGGCGGGCUUAUUCCUUAGGUCCUUUCUUUCCAACCACCCCCCUCUCCCCACCCCAAUGUCCUUUGUGAGAGAAGACAGAGUGGCGGGGAGGAGGAGAGUCUUUCUUCGGAUGAUGUUUGUUUGCUGAUCGCCUCGAUUUCCACUGGCGAAAGCUACUUCCUGCCUUCCCAGUAGUCCACAGCCAGAUGGGAUCAGAGGACCCCAUUUGCAGGAGCAGAGGCCACGACAAAAUACAUAGAUUUGGGAGCAAACGACGUAGGAAGAAAAACUGGGUUUCAGUGCGUGCCACAAAGCCAGCCAGCCGAUUAAGACACCCACCCACCCCCUUUUUAAGGCGGAGAGUCGACAUCCUACGACCACCUACUCCGAAGCGAAUCUCCCUAAAAUCGGUGAGACUUACUCUCACGUAAAAUGGUUGGGCUGCGGUCCGGGUGAAGUGUGGCCAAGACUAAGUCUUUUAGUCCCUUCCCCCUUUUAUUUCUUAAGAAACACGCAGACCCCUUUCCAGGGAAAUGAGAGCGAGGCAUCUUUGAUCCCAACUAGGCAUAGCUGUCAACUUUUCCCUUUUCUUGCGAGGAAUCCUAUUCGGAAUAAGGGAAUUUCCCUUAAAAAGGGGAAAAGUUGACAGCUAUGCAUGGAAUCAGCAUGGCCCAUAACAUUUACUUGGGGUGGUGAAGACCCCUUUAAAGACAGUAUAGUCUACUCACAGGUAAAAAUGUAUAAAGUGGGGCGGAGGAAGUUGCGUUGCCGCAAUAUCUGAACAAAGUUUCCAGGAAUGAGAAGCAAAGAGCCUUUUGAACCCUUGCGACUAAGUCUUAAACCCCUGGGGCUUGUAGGCGUCACUCUUCGGUUGCUUUAAGAGCUGGCUAGUUUGCCCUCAGAUAACUUUUUCUCUUUUAAAAAAGGAAUCUAGAUGGAAGUCUGUCCACGUUGAUGUGAACAGAAGUUGUUCCCCGUAAGGAUCAGCCCUCUAAAGCUAUAUCCACCAGACUGGGAAAUUGUGGUCUCUUUCUUCGUCCUUUCUAUGUGCAUUAGGGUGAUAGUAUCCAGCGGCUACAGCUCCCAGGGAGUUGACAGGAGAUGACAUGAGGUCAGGAUCCGGAUUGCAGUCUGACCCAACCAGCGCGCAGGGAAGCCUUUCUUUAGACAAAAGAGGCCACGCAGUUGCGCUCUUGUUUCACCACUCGCCUGCUCCCAAGCUGUUCGUUACUCGCUGUUUACUCCUCGGUUGCCACCUUUUGUUUUGUUUUGUUUUGAAGGCACACGUGUGAGGAGGAGGAGGAGGAGGAGGAGGGAAACCCGCCAGCUACAGGUGGAUCGGCAGACGGGCCCUGUCCCUCCCCCGGCACUCCCUCCCGGACCCCCAAGCCAGGGAACAGCAGAGAGAUCGAUGCUUUCGGAAAGGGAGACGAGGAGGGGUUUCUAGAAACCUGCCUCGCGUGUUGGGCGUCCAGGCUCUCCUAAGAAGGAGGCCUUGGAAGAGAUAGACGUAGGCGAGGAAAGGAUGGAGGCAGCAGGAAGGUCAGGGAAUUGCUCGCCUUCAUAUACUCAGGCCAAGCAACUGAGCCUGGCGCGCAGGUGAGCCUGGCUCAGGCUGGAGCCCCUCUCUUGCUCCAGAGGAGUACCACCGAGGGACUUGGGCUUGCUGAUGGCUGCCCAUGAAUAGAGCCUUUGUGCUGGCGUCUCCUUGACGCAGUCCAGGCCUCCCUACCUCCACUCCUCACCCUGCUGGCCUGCACGUGGUCCCGGGAGAAUGAAACGCGGCCGGCCGCCCCCCGAAUUUUUACGCACCAAAUGGCGGCGAGGGGGAGCUCGGAGGCCCGUAGCUAGACAGUGAAUCACGGUAAAUUGGGACCGGCUCCAGCAGGCUGUGGGGGAGCGAAGGGAGCUGCCGCUACUCCAGCUUCUAGGCCUCUCCCACUGCCUGGCCUGAUGGGGCUGGAAGAUACCGAACUGUUCUCUUGAUAGUAUUUACUCCUCCUCGCCCUCUAGCCGAGCAGCGUGGGGGGUGGGGAGAGAGAGAGAGAGAUCAAGCGAUCCGCAGCCCUCUGAACACCCGAAGGCCUGCAUCUCAACCGGUUGUGAAUCAGGCCUUAGAUGCUGUCGUCCCGCGCUGCAAAAUGGAGUGGGUUGUGUAUCGAAGAGAAAAGCGUGCGAGGUACAGCGCAUAAUUCAGGAUGCUUGUCAAAGGCUGCGACGCACGCAAAGGAGGUUUGCUUGGAUGCGAGCGCCUUUGACGCCCGUGGGGCUUGGUUCCAAGUAGAUGCGUGACAACAACUUUCGGGGUAGAAGAGAAAUCAUUGUGCUGAUCUUCCUGGCCUGGGAUGUUAUGUCUAUCUAGGAUCUAGAGAUAAUGGUAGAUAAUUUUAAACUGAGUGUAAACAGUUCAUUUAACUUUUUGUAGAGGCUUAUUUUAUGUCAAAGGAAACUGGUCAGAGAAGGGAUGUGCGUGGGUACAGCGUGGGAGUUGCCCCAGUUUCACUGCACCCCAAUCACCAUCCACAUAAGCCAAAGGUUCCUGACACGAAUGUAAUUUAGCGCCUUAAAAAAAACAAGAAAAAAAACGAAGGCAAAUCCUACCGAUUAACUAGAUUGCGUAUAGAGCUGCGCAAACGGCAACGUCAGUUCAGACGACACUGGGUAUGGAAAGUUUGAACGUCUAACUUCUGAACCGCGGGCUACGAUCCAUCCUCCUGCUUAUGCAAAAGCUUCAGCUGUACAGAAAUUGGUGACGCAGGAUGCUUGCAUAAUCUCCCCGCUCUUUGAAUUAAUGGGCGGUGGGGGUGGUCCCCUCUGAAGAAAAGAAAUCGAUCAUGUUCAGGUUUUAUUCAUGUCGACAAUGUUUGGAGUUAUUCCGUAUGAGGAAUCCGAAUCUGAUUUAGGGUCCAGUCCUAAUGCACGUUUACCUGGGAGUAAGCUCCACUGAACUCAGUGGAACAUAUUUCCGGGUAAACAUACCUAGAUUUGAGAUGUACAUCCGAUUUUAAAUCUGUUGAAUUGAGAUUGAAAUUAGAUCUUUUAUUUAUGCUGACUUUGGCCAUCUUAAAUCCAGGCGCUUCUUCCCCAUUGUGAUUUGCAACUGGGGAAACUCUGCAACUGUAAAUGUUUUAGUCCUUUGUGAUCUGUCUCCUAAGUCCAAAUGUUGACUGAAUAGAAAACUUGUGCCUCUGCCAAAUGAAGGCUGCAAUCCUAAACCCGCUUACUUAGAAGCAAGCCCCACCGAAGUCAGCUGAACUCUAUGACCUACUAAAUUGUCUAGGUCCUAAAAUAGGUAAAACUUUUGUAAAAUUAGUUUUGUUCACAAAAGUCUAAGGAGCUCAAUAUUUUGCUCGGAAUGCUGUUUACUUACAGAUACUUUGAAAUACUGUAUAUGUUUUAUUAAUACAAAAAGACGUUCCUGGCUUUUCUAUCCAGGAAAAAAAAAUAUUUUUAGAUUUCCUCAUGAGAAGCCUGAUAACAUCUCCCCCCUCCAGUGCUUGAAUUCACAGGCUUCCUAUGUUGAAAGAGCGCUGGGGCUUUCCAUCGGGUUCCUUCCUCUGGUCAUGUUAACUCUCACCAAAAAGCGCCUCUUCCCCUCCUCUCCCGGGCCUGUGGGAUUUAAUAUAAUCUUUUAUCAGGCGCUGCAAGAGAAAUAUCGAUACUGCCAGCGAUGCAUCCUUAUACGGGGUCACGUUCAGCUGAAAUUUGGCUCGAUUAGAAUUAUUACAUGGCAAAUUGUCAAAAUAACAUUUAUCAGGUGGACACGAACCGCAAUAGAUACAGUUUAGUUACCUGGUUAGCUAGCAUUCAUUGCACAGCUGUGGGCCACACACAGAGUGCAUCUGCUCUGUGCAUCUAUAAUAUUAUAUAAAAUAUUUAAAGUAUGUUGAUAGUCUCCUAGCCCCCUUUAACUCGGCAGUAAUGUUUUAUCCAGCCCAUUUGUCUCAACUUUUGAAAUAGGUACCAAAGCUCUCUUGUUUCUCCCUGAAGCACUGAUCAGUGCCAAUCUCAAACACGCACCCACCCCACCCCUCCUCUCUUUUAAAACCCUACUGUGGGGCUUUGUCGUUGUUGCUCUUUUUCUUAUUUCUUUCUCUCUCCCACCCCCAAUAAAUCCAACUAUUUGUGUGGGGUUUUGUUACAUCACUUUCCAUAUUUGAGGAAGUUUUUCCGAUUAUUUUGGGGGGUUACUCAGAGAUCUUCCUCCAAGCCUGCUAUACAGUCUUCUUCUUCCUCUCCAGACUUUUGCUAAAGAUGAUCAGGUGCCGGUCCUACUGCUUAUUGGGAAUUAAGCCCACCCCCUGCACCCCUCAGUUGAAUGGGCCAGGCUCCCAAUGAAGUGUGGGGAGGAUUUCAGCCCGAGAUGUAAAGAGGACGGUUUGGGACAAAGCCCACGCCUGGGUUGAUUUUGCACCAGGCCCAUUGGAAACGACGAUGGAUCUCACCUCCCUCCCACCUUCUCUCCCCCUAGGCUGGAAGUGUCGUCCUAUCCCGAAAAUCAGGCCCAGCCGAAAAGGGAAUCCGAUUUAAUCAGAGCAGAGGACCGAAGGGGAGGCGGGGAGCAAGCGAAAGGAUGUCCACCAUCCGUGUCCUUCCAGAGGAGCAGCCUAAUGGGCGAUUGUGUUUUAUUUUAAUUAACCGGCGUCUCAUUUAACGAAACAAUCGCCAAAUGCCUCCAGUGGGAGGAAGAGGCGUUAAGUUCACCGAGAAGGAAACCAUGUGUAGGGAGAUCCGCCGUGCGCUUGAAAUAGCCCGGCUUCUGCAGUAACCAGGAGCUAGCGGGGCCUGCCUCGCAAGCCGUCCGGAGGGUCUUUCUUACAGGAGGCACAAACGCCCCAGCAAGAGAAGAAGGUGGAGGAGAGAAAGAGCAGGCUCGCAUUUUUUUACAGCCCUGGUACCUGGGAGUGGUAAGGAGAGGAAAAGGGGUUGUCUGGGAAUGGCUCAUUAGGGAUGACACAUGUAUGAGGAGAUCAACACCCGGCACUCUCCGCCGGCCCCCAUCCAAUACAUUCUUAACCCAGCGCAAGUCUAAAGGAUGUAAGCUUGCUUAGGAUCGCAUCCUCAGAAGUGAUUGGGCAGAAACUCCCGUUAAGAGUCUGGCAUGCCGAACCAGUGAAGGAAAAGCGCCCUGCGCUCCAGCCUUUUCACAAAAGCUUGGUGGGAACGACCGUGCUCGUUCCUCUACCGAUCCGGGAUAGAAGACCACCUCCACAAACUAGCCCAUUACAAAUCGCUUGUACUUAUAUGCCCCUGGCGUUGUUUGGUUGCUGUGUCUCUCCCCCUCCCCCCCCGGCUUUUAUUUUUGUUUUGCUUUCCGAAUGCCUCUCCAAGCCAAGUAGUUAAUCCGAAAAGAAAGCAGAAACCAAAACCCGAAGGUAGGUGGUCCGCUUCAUCACAUUACAGCCCGCACUAGCCCUAAACAAAAACCCCCAAACUUAUAUGGAUCCCGCCGACAAGAUCCGCGAGUCCCUUGCCACAUCCAUAGAGCAGGUCGGGCGAGGCAGGCGUCGGAGGCGAGGCCUGCUAUGCAGGAGGGGCCGUCGCAGCAGGGCCCGGAGCUCUGAAAAACCGUGUCCUCGAAAAGCAACAGUGAGCUGGAGAUCACACUCUAUACUUGCUUUGGCUUUUAAAUCAAAGCGGUGGUCGUCGUAGUUAAAUCACCUCGGAAUUCUUCAGCGCUUUUCUUACAAAGAAAGAAACACCUAGCGGCUCUCAAGGGCGGGGGGCGGCAGACGCCUAUUUGGCACCGAAAUCGAAUCCCAUUUGGAGACGGCCGGUCACUCCCGCGGAGUUUUGGCCGCCUUGUAGGGGAAUUCGGGGCAGAAGCGGAUGCCUGGGCCAGGGUCUUUGUUCUGCAGCUUUUCCAGACAUUUUCUGACACACACCUCCUCUCUCUUUUUCUCUCUUGGGUUACUUAAAGAAGACUAUCUGUCCGCCCCACAACCUGCGCCCCACCGUUGGUCGUUUUAUUUUCGUUUGUUUUCUUGGCUGCUGCUGCUCCCCGCCUUCUCCGCUCUCUUUUUCUUCCCGUGACCGACUUCCAAUUUAGUAGCAUAUUGAGCAUAUUAUAUAUGGGGCGGGGGGCGCGCGGAGGCCGCUGUAAUUCCAACCCGAAUGUGUAUAUAUAUAUAUAUAUGAGGAGAGAGGGAGAGAGCCUGAGAACGGGCCGCGCUUGCCCAGGCGACCUCCAAACCAGAUCGGCCGGAGCCCCCAAACCCGAGACUCCCGAGCGCCUUAAUCGCUUUGUUGACAGAAGCCUCCGUUUCCUCCGAAGUCGCUCCCGAAGGCGCGCACUGGGAAGCAAAUUCCGUGUGCAUUUCAGCGGAACUUGAACGCGUUCCAAGAGAGCCUUUUUGGGGGGUGGGUCGGGGGGAGGAGAGAUGGAAAUAAAAAGGGGGCACACGGUGGCGCGCGCACAGCACAAACCACCUUCUGAAAUCAAUGUGACUUUGUUCCACCCCGUGCGUUUUCGGAUCGAUUUAUUAGGGCAGGAACUGGACUCGCCGGGCCACUGGGGUGUGUGGACUGGCGGGGGUGCUGCUCUGUCUUCGCUAACAGUUUGGCCUUUGAUUUAAAACCAGGGACCCGCUUGAUCCGGUGCCAGCAAGGAAAGACGCAGAAGCCUAGAGCGCCCCUGGAUUGGCUGUGGGUUCAGGGACAAGGCAUGCUUCUUUUGUGUGUGGAGGGGGUCCCUCAAACUGUCUAGGAGCUUUAUCCUCCUGCCCCUGCCCCCCACAAACCAGCCUUCGAUUUACCUAUCAAGUAUUUCACCUUAUUACAGAGAAUAGAUUAGGGAGGUAGGGAAACCGUUCUGAAUUAAAAACCAAACCAAACCAGUAGCUUUAUUCCCUGCAUAUUGGAGACUAUUUUGCUUUUGCUGCUGUUGUUUCUACAAAGUUUCUGCUGCCGUGGAUGGGAGUGCGCCUUGGCAGGAAAGACAGAAAAACGGAGGCAGAUCAGCCAGGGUUUUCUGACCGCCGGUGGGUCUUUCGAUGAGAAUGGAGGGUCCAGCGCUCCUUUUCCUUCCUUUCUUUCCCCUAAAUAAACAGAUCUGAGUCGACCUGGGUGGGCAGAAGGGAACAAUUUGUGAGCCAAGGAGCGAGCCUUACCUGCAGGAGACUUUCACCUGACCUCUUGCUGGAGAGGUUGGGGGUAAGCGGGUGGGGGUGAGCGGGUGGGCGGAGAAUUCAGACUCCAUAUAUUACAAGCCCGAGGAAAAUCCAGCUCAAUUUCGGUCGACCUUUUUUUUCUUUUCCUCAUAUAGAGAAAAUUCUCCCUCUUCUCGCCCCCCUCUGCCGCCCUGCCCCCAUCACCCCUGGGAGAAGGCAGGAAAACCAACACAUUUGGAGCUAUUAACUCUUCAGAGAGCUGAGAGGCGAACUGGAUGCCUCUUGCCUGCCGCUCUCAGAACAGUGCCUGCCCUUAAAACAAGCAAGAAUCAGCGUGGAUCAGAAGCGCAAAGUAUGCCAUGAUCACUAGGCAAGGAGACCUUUUAAUGAAUUUCUACUUUUAAAAUUAUUUGCGCGUCAGAAAAUGCCCAAGGAAGAGACCCCUAAAAUCACCGGGAGCAAGCAAGCGCCAUUUCAAUUUAGGAGAUGCCAGAGUGCUUAUUUUAUUGGAUAAAAAUGCUUUCAGAGCGGUGCUUUGAUAAAGCAUAGAAUGCAAUGCGAUAAUUAUUAAAAAGCGAUGCUCAAUGUAUCAAUGCCCGCUCGUCAAGGAAAGACCCCCUUUCUAAAUGUUCUUUAAAGCUACGGUCUUAAACACACUUUCUAGACGAUAGAUCUUGACUUUUUUAUAUAUAAAAAAAGUCAAGAAAAAGGCGCGCUACUGUUUCUGUUGCUUGCCCCGAAGUGGGCUCUAAUUUGAGGGGCUCGGCGUAGCUCUCAUGCCAAAUGUCAAUUUAGGAGGGAGCGAGCAUUAAGAAAAGGGCGGCGGAGAGGGCAGGACGAGACGGAAAGAGGGAACAACCGUCGGGCAGAAGCAGCUCUGAGAAAGAACUGCAUACUCUUUCUGUGGGAUUAUUAAGCCGCGAAAACGUGCAAGGUCUAAACGCGCUCUCUCUCUCAUUUAGAAGGUUUAAAAACCCAUUUCUUAGAAGGCAUCUGCAGAAACCACACCGCCAUUCCCCUCCCCAAAACACCCCUUCCAAAACAGCCGUGGAUUGCCAAGGAAAGCGGUGAGGCGCGCGAAGCAGGGAAGGCUCCUUUCGAGUAGACUUGGGGAAAGGGCUUCCUUCAUUCGCCCUCUGCACAUCCCGCGCUGUACCUCUCUCUCGUUUUGUUUUACUUCCUCGAGCCUGUCAAAACUCGGCCGUGUUUGCCUGUUUCUGGAGUUUGUUGUGUCUGGAGGCAAAUGACCCGCCCCUGGGAAUGUCAUCCCUCCGGCGAACAUCUCGCACGACCUGCUCGGGGAUUAUGAUGAGGAACCCUCGCUACAGCAGCAGUUCCAAGCAGAAACCAUCUAACGAAUCCCCACGUCCCCAUGCGUCGUCGGGGUUAGGGGGACGCGGGGGAGGGGGAUUGACGACAGCCCGGCUCCCGCUUCCCUCCGCUGGCCUCUGCGCACAGACAAAGGCAAGGCGGGCAUGCCCACCCAUUCACCGGACGCUCACAGCAAUGGCUGGAUUCCUCUGGAGUAAAUAGGGGGACGUGUGUUCGGGUGCUGCUCCGCUCCGCUUUGGAGCAUUAAAGAGACGCGUCUAGAUAUUACAUAGGCCUCUUUGGAGCGGGUUAUCUGCGCAGUGCCGGGUCUCAGCCCUUAACAAGCAAGUCCUCGGUUUUCCACGGGGCCUGCCUUCCAGCUGAGUUUUCCACUCAGGGGCGGAGCGGGACUGGCCUUUUCGAAGGACGCCGAUCCGUCCUUCUCCCAUCGCCUAGGUCGAUCUCAUACCUCCCCAAAUCCAUCCGUCUCAGCCGUCCGUCUUGGGGGCCUUCGGGCUCCUUUCUAAUCACCUAUUAGUUUCAGUUUAGGGCUGGGGGCGAGCGGGCAGGGAUCACAUAUCACCCUUUAAUUGAUACGGCAAGUCUCCCCUAUGCAGCUGACCCAGAGCUCUUUUCCAGCCAAGGCAGAGAGGUAAUCUUAGAGGGUAACCAGGGUCUCCGCGGUCUCUCUACGAGAGAGAUAGAGAGAGAUCGCCAGGCGAAAACCAAUAGGAAAUUGUCACUUGUUCGCCAGUGUGUUUAUCGCAUUAUAGCUUUUCUCUUCGACAACAGGGGAAGGGACGCUGAGGAGAAGAUUGCUGCGUAAGAUUGGUGCCUCGGGCUGCGCUCGGGGCUGACACGGCCAGCUUCUGUCCUCCCUGUCCACUACCUUUUCCGUCACCGGUUAGAGACGCAGGCCUGGCCCAAAGAGCCGCUCGCGGUUUCUGGAGCGCUCCAAACAAGUAACUGAAGGGAGGAAGAGGCUUCACACCCGGAGAGCAACCUGAGCAGCGAGGCUGGGAGGAACUGGCUGAGAUGUCUGGAAUGCCAGCCGCGUUGAGACUGGGCUGUGGGUGCGGGAUAUGCGAGGGGAAACGCCGGGCAGUUGCAGGCGCCCGCUUACUGAACCUUGAUCCUUGCAACGCGCCACUCUCCACCCUCUCCACCCUGUUGCGCACAAGCAGAGCAGGAAAACACCAGGGGCCCAAACUGCGACUCAUUCUGGGUUUCAGACACCCUCUUGUCCCCACUCCUGGUGCCAGAGACUGGUCACCGCCACCAGCUCCCCCGCACGUCCCCUCGGGCCCACUUCCCCUUGGAAGUGUGCGACUCAGAGAGAUCGAGUCCACGGCUUCUUUUCCCACUUCGAGGCCCGGUGUGAUCUUUUUCUUAGGGGAAGAAGGACAGGUAGGCUUGAUGGUCAGAUACAUAGAGAGGGCAAAGACAUAUCGCAGCCGCGCCAGGAGCCCAUUUUAGGAAACAAAACGCAGCUCCGUCCUGCUUUCCUGCAUUUUUCCGCCAACCUGCACACGGCAGAGCUGACGGGAUGAGCUGGAAGACGCGGGCUGCAUGGUCUCUUCUGGUGGGACUUGCCGGUUAUUAUAUAGCCAGCGCCUGAAACAAAUUCUGCAGUGAAGAUGCGAGAUGUGCGCAUUCCUUGUCGGAAGGAGGAUCCCACUGGGCCUUGACAAGGAAUGCGAGCUGGCCAAGUAGACCUCCCUCCUCUUCCACCCCCCACAGCAAUAAAGCAGUCACCUGCCACGAUGAAUGUCAACAUGCCAGGGGAGUGAUAUUGCAGAUGGGAUGCCAGGACUGGAGUUGUCCGGCGCGGCGGCGGGUGGGGAGAAGACGGCUGCAUGCAACUCCACCCCCCCCCCCCAAAUAAUAAUGAAUCCAGAAGGCCCAGCCCCUGUCCACUUCACCCACUUUUCCCCAGAACUUGGGAUGUAAGUCAUGCGAGAAAAAAAGGGGGAGGUCUCCAGCUCCCCAUCUUCUCAUAAUCAUCAGGUAGUUUACUUUUCAUUAACCCACACGACCCAACUUGCGUUCAUCUCACUCAGUCAAGACUUGGGAGGUAAGUCUUACAAGGGAAAAUAAAACUACAUGGUAAUUAUGAUAUACCAGGGCUGCUUCUUUAAAUUACUUGAACACACCCAAACACCACAAAGGAACCGCCAUGCUAGGGGACCCCCCUCGAAGGCGCAAAGAUCAGGAGCCAGAGUUUCCAUAGAUGCUUACUGAGAGUCGUAAUAGGCGCAAAAAAAGGUGUAAGCAAAGAUAAGGAGCGCAAUGCGAAAAACGUUACGCGCGACACCAAAUGCAAUUACGCAUGAUUUCAGUGGUACUCAGUUGCAAGUUUAUUUUGCAAGAUUUCAGUCUCGUGUCGUUGAACAGUCAAAAUGUAGGCUCUAUAGUGGCAGUAAAAACAAAACAAAACAAAACAAAACAGGAAUGCCUCUUCUCAGUACCGUCGCUGGGGAACCUCCUUACACCGGGUCCCCCUCCUUUCGCCAGGCUUGUCCACGCCUUGCCUUGCCCUCGCAACACUUCCUAACCCUUUCCGCUCAGCGGCGUUAAGGCGCCACACACCCCAAACUUAAACCUUGGGGACAGCAGUUCUGUAAGGGUAGUCUGUGUCUCUUGAAUAGAAAUUACGCUAUCUCCGUAAACCUACAAUAAAGGCUCAGGGUACCUUAAUGUGAGUCCAAACAGCGGACGUACUUUACAAGUGAUUUAAAUUUGUGGCGUGCAUUUCUGUGGAGAUGGCGCAGGAGGACCUUCCGGUGGCUGGCGCUGGGAAGCCACCACUUUCCUUGAACUGACAUACCAGUUUUGCCACGGAUUUGGGUGCAGCCGGAAAAACAAAGAAAACAAGCAUCCCUGCACAUUCCCUAAUAAUGGGACCAAGUCAGUUAAAAUCCCCCACUCCCUUUAAAUUUAAAAAUAAAACAUCGGAAGCCUGUGUUUUAGCUUCUUGUAGCGCAGGGCUGUACCUAACCACGAUUUCUCAGCACCCCGGUCUCCUCCGGCGCGAUAGAGGCCGGCGCCGGGGAGGUGUGGAAGUGUGACCUGUCCUUAAACACAGCCUGACCCUAAACACGUCGCCGUUUUCGAUGGCGGUGCAGACUUCCCGAGGGCGCCUGAGGUUUCUCCCGGGACACGCUAGCCCUCGAGAGCCCCGUCUGCGUGUCGGUCUUUCGGUCAAAAUCAGCCCGGGUGCGUGGUUUGAGCGCACUGGAAAAGAAAAAGCAGCGGAGAAGCGCUCUUAGCGCAAAGGCGAACAACACAAGAGAGUCACAGUCAGUGAUUUCCAGGGGCUCCGCAGGCCUCGGGUCUAGCUGAUCAUGUUGGGAAGCUGCAGUUUUAUUGGGGAGAGCUAAGUGGCAGCUCAGCUCAGCUCGCCAGCAACUGUCUGAAAUCGCCCACAUAACUGGCAGUGCCCAGAGCAUGGCGAGGGCAGGAGUGAAAGGAAGCCGUCUAGUCCGGACACAGGUCGGGGAGGGAGCGCAGCAGAAAGGAAAGUCACCCCUUUCCCCAGGAUGAAGAUAAGCGGCCCUGGGAGAACCGAGCGGGCCUCGGCCGGCUGGCAACGCACCCCGUUGGAUCCGCGCUCCCGCAGCCACUUGCCCUUCCGUGCAAGGCCUGAAGCAAAGCGCAGAAGCCAAGCGGCGGGCUGGCUGGCUCGCUCCCGAAGGUGGGAACCCUCUCCUCGGCUUGGCAAGCCCAGAGGCGGCUGGCCUCUCCUCGGCCCAGCCAAACAAGAGCCCCUCUUGUUCUCCGAGCGCCCCCCUCCUUCCUUGCACCUGCGUGGAGCUGCGAGUAGCGCCAGGCAGCGGCGGCUAAGCUCAGCCUCUCCGCUGCUGCUGCUGCUGCUGCUGCUGCUGCGAAGGCAGCCUCGAGGAAGCAUCUGGUCCCAAUUGGGAGCCCCCCUCCCUUCCCCGGCCCGCCAGCUCCUGUUGCCCCUCUGAGCAUCAGCCAGGCCGGCCCCAAGCCCUGGCUAACCCCGAAACCACCUCCUCUCGCGGCGCGCACACUUUCCAUCGCACCGCCCGCCUCCCUCGCAGGCAGCCACACAAAGAGUGCUCUCUCUCUCUCUCUCUCUCUCCUGCAGGCUGGGCAAAGCUCCCUUCGCCGCCUCCCCCACCCGCCCUACACACCUCCUGAAAGCAGAGGGCUGCCUCUCUCUCUCUCUCUCUCUCUCUCUCUCUCUCUCUCUCUCUCUCUCUCUCUCUCUCUCAUUGCCCUCUCCUCCUCCUGGAUUCUUCAUCGGUUCUACUCCCGGCUUGGAAAUGCAUGCGCCCUGCUUCUAACCUACCCGGCUCUCUCUCUUGCCCUUCUAAAACCAACGCGGGAGACUGGGCUGGGCUGAAAGUGGUUCGAAUCCAAGAAGGGAGUUUUACCCGAGACCGGACGGCAGUCAGCAGUCAAACUCCCUCAAUCCGCACUUCAUGACUUCAAGGCAAUUUCCGUGUUAAGAAACGCGGGCCCGCAACUUUUGUGACGCGACCGUGUUUUGACUGAAAUGCAGGGUCGCGAGGAAAAGUUGGCAAUGCCCCACCCUUUCGUUUCAAGGCAAAGAGUUAAAAGAAGCGCAGAGGGUUGAUUGUCAGGCGGGAGAGCCAAGGGGAAGGCAAAUGUAUGGGACCCGCGACCUCUGCUUAACCUUGGUACAUUGGCACCAAAUGUUUCAACAAUAUUUACUUGCCUUGAAGUCUGGAUUUCCCUCCUCUCCUUUUAAUCUUUUUUAAGGCCAUCUUUGUGGCAGCUUCAGGCUCCUAUAUGUCUAAUUAUAGUAAGCAGAAACAGGAUGGGAUGUGAAUAGCUCUGUUGUGUGCAGGAAUUGGGUGCUGCACAGAGAGGCUUUUUGUCACAGGUUCUCACCCUGCAAACAUGUGCAUACACAAUGCUAAGGUGGGGAGCUGAAGAAUCAGAAACAUAGCAAGCCCCCUGGUCUACCAUGGAGAGACAUCUAAAGUCAGUAAGGAUUAGGGUGAUGGAACUGUGCACUGCAAGCCCGAGUUACCCAUACUGUAAAGGGUACUGGCAGUGGAAAGGGCAAGUAGCUAAGGGCUAGCGGGAGGGAAGCACAAUCCCUUUGCCGCCUGAACAAAUAACAUUAAGGACACUAUAAAAAAACCCCCAUCUUCUUAUAUGUAAGACCCAUUCAAUACAAAUAAACUUUUUACAUUACAUUUCACACAUGAAAAGCACAUCUGUGUAGGAAAUAGUAUGCAACCCACAUGUAGAUGAUUUAAGAUUUUUUUAAAAAAAAAAACAUUUCCAAACCUCUGAUUGCCUGAUAGGUUAAAUAUCAAACAGGAGGUAUAAUGCGAUGUUCAGAACUCAACAUGAUUCCAUUGGAUAAUAUAGCUAUGAUUUUACAUAAAUCUAAUUAGGUCAGUAGGAUGGAUCCACCAUACACUGGGUUUUCCAAACAUUUAUUUCAGAGUAAAAGAAAAAAAGGAAGUACCCUAACUUUGGAAGGGAAGCAUAACUCUAUAACUCACACUCGUUUUCCCUCCCCCUCCCACUUGCAGUGGAGAAAGAAUUAAAAAAUGCACUGUACAGUCUAAUUUAUGGAAAGGAUUUUUUUUUAAUAUCAAAAGAAAAUGAAUUGGAGUGGUAAGCCUUCCCUCUUCAAGGAAUGUAAAGUCAUGAUGCAUGGUUGAGAUUUGAAAAGGGGGAAAAAUGAUCCAUUGCACAAGCAAGAGGAAAAUAAAAUGGCAGCAAAUCUUCAACACCCAGUGGAGUGAUUGUCGUUCCCCAUCCCCAGCAAUGGCACUUGCAGAAGUCAUAAUUAGGCCGGCCGUCUCCCUGGAGACUCAGUCAUGUCAGCAGGUAUGGAAGGAGGAACAGAUUCAUGCAUUGGGGUUGUUCCUCAUGAGUUCCACAUCUGCUUCCACCAUCUCUUUCACCAGCUCCUGCCAAUAGGAAGGGACACACACACAGACACACACACACACGAAACAAAGAAACAAAGAAACAAACAAACAGAUGUGUCUGGCUCUGCUUAGAGUGAUAGCUGUAUUCCCACAACAUUACUUCCCUCUAGUAUCUAUUUCCCCCUGAAUUAGCCCACCAACCAGAAUAAACCUUUUGAGAUGCAUUCAAACCAUCUAUUUAUUGUGUCCUUGAGAGCUGGUCCUACUAUUAGGCAGGCAAUGGAUAACUAAUGGUCAGGAUAUUCCUGAAGGACAGCAAAUGGUUCAUCAUCAUUACUAUGAUGCCAACAGGAGACCAGUUGGAUGGUUCUGGCUCAGGCACUAAAAUGGCUUGGGCUGCUUUGAAUGAACGUUUUUCGUUUGUUGCACUCAGUCUUCCCCUUUCCAAUCAAAAAUAGGUUGCUAUAUUUCAAACGGUGAAAAUCCAGACAGAAAAGUUGCACUGCUGACAUGGGCUGCCACAUGUCUGGAUUUUCCCGUACAUGUGUAUGAUUUCUGCCAACUGGAUAUGUCCAGGAAAAUCCAGAUGUAUGGCAACCCUAGUCAGAAUGGGAUUUCUCAUGUUGAGAAUAUUGCUCUGUCUCAGCAUUCAUCCAACAAAAUGUUAGGAAAAUGCAAUCCCCCACAGUCAGCAUGCACCUCAUCAACUUUCCCAAGGACACGUGACCCUUGAUAGAAAAAGCUCUCACCUCUUCCUUUAAAUGAUAUAAAAUGUUAUUUUAUUUCUACUAAUAAUGAGUUUAUAAAUUUUUCUAAGCACAGAUUUCCUCCCAACCCCCCCAAAAAACAGACCAUCAAAUAAAAUGCAUGGAGAUAAAAACCCCAAACAGAACUUACAUCAAAUGUGACUCUGGGUUUCCAGUUGAGUUUUUGCUUUGCUUUGGUGCAAUCGCCUUGAAGAAAAUCCUGUGGGGAAUAAAAAGAUGGGUGGGUGAUUCCCUUUCCAGGCUGCAGGGGAGGUAGACAGGCAAAGUGAUGGUUACGAAAGUGUUGAUAGACAUCACCUUGCCCCAAUUUCAUUACAGACUCUUCCAUCCACACAGAGCUUCUAGAAAGUGCCAGUGCUUCGCAGAAAUUCAAACCACCUUCCUUCUCUUUUUGCAACUCCGAGUCAAAGUGCUGUGGCUUAUAAAUCACCAGGAGGCAGCAUUCAAGAAUAGCUGUGCAGGCCAUUUACAAUGUAUGCUGCACAUCAAAAAUAUUGACUCUUUAAUGGAUAACAUCUUGUUUUAAGCUGUCAUACCUCCUAAGACUUGCUACUGGCAGAGCUGUUUCAAAUUAAUGUAUCCCACCUUGCACCCCCCCUCCAAUUUUGGUUAAAUUAUAGAAGUAAAUCAAACAGAAAACCUGACACUAUAAUGUUCUCUUUCAGAUACAAUCCAUAUGAUCACUAAAAGGUAGUGCUGAAAAACUUCACAGUUAAGAGCGAUAUAACAAAUGAACCAGCUGAUUUUCUCAUUUCGAACUACUAGCUGCUGCAGGUUUUUGGAUUUAGCAGUCUUUAAAUGAUCACGAAGGUCUUUCUAAAAGUGAUCCUAAGGACAAUAAGGAUCAUUAGGUGUCGCUUGUAUAUACGGUUAACUGAAGACAGAACAAAGAAGGAGGAAAAUGAUUUUAUUGUAAAGUGCUCUGAUGAACAGGGUGCUUUAAUUCAGCUUGUAGUUUUAAAAAAUUAAAAAUAUAUUCUUAACAUCGCUUGUAAAAAAACAAAAACGCUCAUUUGCACCAGUUCUACUAAGACUGUGUUCACCAGGAUUGGGAGCCUAUCGCUCUUCAGAUGUCAAUUUCCACCAUCCCUGACUAUUAAGCCAUGCUGACUAGGGCUGAUAAGAAUUGGAUUCUAAUGGCAUGUGGAGGAACACACACACACACACACACACACACACACACACACACACCAACAGUCUUUUUCAUUACUUCCACAACAGACACAUUUUGGUAUAGGAGCAAGGUGCUUCCUUUCAGCUUAGCACUCACAGCUGCAGCUGGUCUUAAGAUACUUCUGAAAGUGAUGCCCAGAACACCUUUUGACCAGGAUCACAUCACUUUCAUAUUUUGUUAAUGCAAGCUGAGAGUGGAGAAAAGCUGUUGUAAAAUCAUGCACAGAUUCUACGAAAUGUAGCCUAUUUGGUAAUUUAACGAUCUAGGAACAGCAAAAUCCAACUUCAGUCUGCAAUCCUAAACACACUUUGGGUAUGGCCAGUAAUAAGAUUUACUUCUGAGGAAAUAUGCACAGGAUUGCAACGUAAGUUAAAACAACAACAACGCCCCAGAGAAAAUAGUAGACUCUUUUUUUGUGCCAUGGUUAUUUAUAAGUCAUUCAGUACCAUCUAGUAGUAAAAAUAAUUUCACACAGACAAAUGACAGUGGCUGCAACUCCAUGAUUUGCUGAAUAAAUGUAUGAAGGAUUGUGCCUGAAACCUUGGUGGCUAACAGUCUCUAUUUCUGCGAGUGGUUCAUGCUAUGAAAAAAGUGUGAUUACAAUUACUUAGAAAACAACAAUAGAAAAGGCUUGCGGCGGGGGGGCGGGAAUCACUGCUCAGCUACCUUAUUUAAAGUGUUAAGUGAACUGAGAUAUGCACCUAUUUAACUUCCAGAUUUAGUCUGAACUGGAGCCUAGAUGCCAGUCCAGGGGCAGACUGAAGCUCUGUGCUAGGACUUUGCUUUCUUAAAGAACAUCAAAGAUCAGAAAGUUUAUGAAAGGUGAGGAUGAGGUCCCUCUUCCCUGCCAAAACAAGGUUAUGAAAAGUCCGCUGACCAAGUCAAAUGCAGUCCUGCCACUCUUCCGUUUCUGCUGUAGUACAACAUAACAAUGAAUCUGGGUUCAAAGCACAGUCUAGUUUACUGUCUAUUUUUUCUACAAUGGAUUUCCCCCCUUCUUUUUGGUGCCACUGGUCUCUAAAAAUACAUAAAAUCGGGAGGGGAAGAGCACUGAGCCCCACAAAUGACUUUCUGGAGAAUGUAUUAAGAUACACAAACAGACAUUUUAAAAACAAAAUCACAAAAGCAGCCUUCUUGCUUUCAGUAAUUUGUUAGUACUUUAUUUUUCACAGAACAAGGGAUGCUGCACACACACUUUAAAGCAAGAUACACUAAAUCUUUAUGUUCUGUGAAAAGGAAAACAAAGCUUAAAAUUGCAAAUUUAAAAUGUGAGUUACAACCUGUUUUUGGCUAUGAAAAAGCAAAGACUUGGCGAAGCAACAGAAAGCCAGCAGCCAAACUGGUGCUGUUUAAUACUACUGUACAAAUCUCCCACAGAUUUAAAUUCACUUAGCUGUGAUACGAUCUCUGUAGGAUAGCGAAAUGCAUGAGUUUAUCUAGUAAUUUUUUUUUUUUAAAAAAAACCUCCUCCCUUUUCGUAAUUGCAGGUUUAAGUGUCAAAUGCUGCACAAUUAUGUUUAUUAAACUUGAUCUCAUGGCAGUUCAGUUUUAUAGUCUUGGAAAAGACACAUACUUUUGCAUCAAAGAGCUGGUUGUGGAGUGUGGUCUGGAAUUUUUUAAAAAUAAAGCAAUGAAAGCCAGAGGAAAAAAUGCAAACCAUUUCUAUGUCAAUAUCCCAUUUCCUGAGUUCUGGUUCUGGGUGUCAUCAUAGCUUUUAUUUUAGCUCAUUAGGUGAAUGAUCUGGUUUCACAGUGCAAUUUAUUACUGUCUAAUUCAAUUUUCUUUAGCAAAGCAUUCAAUAGCUUCACAGUACAAGUCUGGGUGAGGGAUGGCUAGCACAGCUCCUAAUUGUUUUGUUUGUUUGUUUGUUUGUUUUAAACUUGCAACUUAAUUCUGAAACUUCCUUUAGUGGCUGGAAAGUUCAAAGUAGGAUACAUGUAAGGAGGUAGAGGAGCACAAUGUCACAACAGGGUGUUAACAUUGUGUCACAUCAAUGUUCUACUGAGCAGCACAGGCAAACAUACCAGGCUGUUCUAUUCAAGUCAGUAUAAGGAUCUAUCAAAAGAAGGGACUGUUUUGGAGGGGAGGCUGAGAGUACUAUAUUUAUUCAGAAUUAUAUCCCACCAUAUAUGGAGGGUUCAGUGUAGCUAACAGCAGUUUUUAAUUAAAUAUGUGUGUCUCUUUGCCUCAAAGGAGUCACAAAUUAAGCCAAACAGAUUUGAGAGUGUUACAGAAAUCACUGAUAAUGCUCACUGAAAAAGAAUGUCCUUUUUUUUUUUACUGUUCUAUGUUAUCAUGACAGCUAUGCCAUUAUCUUAGGUUAUGAAAUCAAACAGUCUUAGCUCCCAAAUUUGCACAAAAUAUUUUUCAAACAGGUAUAAUAAAAAUCUGUGUUGCACAGCUGGAUUAUGUUAUAUGGCAUACAUAUGAUGCAAAUGUUAUAAAAGAUUCGUGAAAUUUGUUUUUAGCAGUUUUGAAUAUAUUCAUUUCCGUCUUAUAUACUUGUGUGAGCUGAAUAAGCAGUUUUGAGUAUAACACAACUUGAAAGCUAGAACUGUAUAAUUUCAGUCUGGUGUUAAUAUACAUUUGCCCUGCCUUGAUUACUUUGAAUUGGUCUUUUACUGUGGUUUGGCCUAAAAGCAUCACCUGAUGGGAGCCAGGGGCUUGACAAAAUAAUGUUAAUGUUUCUUAAUGAUUGUAGAUGUUUUACCCAUGGCCUGAAACCUAGCUUUUGGAAGAUGACUACUCAUAGCAAAGAGGGAGCAGAGAUACUGUGAAAAACAGUUUCUGUAGUUUGAAAUUAGACACAGAGAGCUGAAAUCUUCUAGUUGCAGUUAGCUGAAAAUGAGGUGCAGCCUGGGGGGCAGGGGCAGGAAGGCUACAUGUUCUUUAGGGAUCAGAAAUUCAAAGGGCUAUCCAUUUGCUUCCAGUAAGAGCUCUACUCUUGUAUUUGCAAAUAAAGCAAACAUUACGAAGACACUGUAAGUUGCUGUCAUGAUAUGCUCUCAUUGAAAGGUAACCAAUUGCCCCAGAACUUUUAAUCGCUUUGGAACAUGUUAUAAAUACAGUGCAUACAGUGGUACCUAGGAUUAAGUACUUAAUUCAUUCUGGAGAUCCGUACUUAACCUGAAACUGUUCUUAACCUGAAGCACCACUUUAGCUAAUGGGGCCUCCCGCUGCUGCCGCGCCGCCAGAGCACAAUUUCUGUUCUCAUCCUGAAGCAAAGUUCUUAACCUGAGGUACUAUUUCUGGGUUAGCAGAGUCUGUAACCUGAAGCGUAUGUAACCUGAGGUGCCACUGUAUUUAUAAAAGGACCACUGUAACUCUAUAGAGUAACAGACAAUUAAAGCAAGAGUGCAGGCCAAUUACAUUUUAGCAAACAAGACCACAAUCAAAUUGGUAAUGGAUGUUAAACAUCUUUAGGAAUUUCAGGGCGGCAUCUAUGAAUGGCAUUCACUUUUCAUUUUUCCCUUCACUAUUUUUAGAAAACUAAAGUUGUGGAACAAGCAUGAUACCAGGGGAAUAGAAGAAUGCCAGUGAAAUUGGUUCUUCAUCUAAAUUUGUUUUAAUGUAGUGCGAGUUGGCUAACCUCCAUUCUUGUGCCAAUAGGGUUUUUUUGAAAGACAGAAUUUUCACGAAGAGCCAAAAAGACUGGAAAAUGCAAGCAGUUCAGAUAUAAAGUGGUUUCGCUUGCAAUUAAAGGCUAGACCACUUCCUAAUGCGAACAAAGAAGCAUUUCACUUGCUAAAAACAUACAUGCAAAGUAGCUUAUUUGAGGAAGGGGAAAAUGGUCGAAUAGAAUUAAGAUGCUUUCCAUUAAGGGCUGGUUCUGAAAGGUGCUGAGCUCUAAAGUCCUCCAUUUGUUUCAUGAUUUUGUUGGCACUCAGCACAUCUUAGGAUAAGGUCCCAUUAAAAAGUUUCCAUGAUACUGUUAGGUCAAUAACCAAUCAGGAAAUCUAAGCCCAACCUCUUCAUUCAUCAUUCACCAAAAACCUGCCUGUUAAUCUUUGGUCUAACGUUUCCAAAAGGCCAAAGCGCAUGGAUCCCAAGAAGUAAUAAACAAAAGGCCGACAAUAACGAUAAGGAAUAGCCGUCACUCCUCGUUUCUCACCACACUGCAGUAUAUCAGUACAAAUUGAAGCUGAAUCCAGACUUCUCCUUCAGUGACAGGGAAUGAUAAGAGACAAGGAGAAAACAGCAAACUGUCUGGUUUGUUCAGGAAGUUGGGAACUGGUGGCAAUGUCCAUCAAGCGGACCAAGGGAAUGCCGUCAGCAUUAAAACAAUGCUUCAGCUCAACGUCAGGGAAAGGGCAUCAGUCAGCAGAGUUUGACAAGCACAUUGACAAUGGAGACAAUGGAGCAAAACAGAGGGGGUUGGCCCUGUGCGAUGUGCGAUUUGGUGCUUAAUUGCUUUGAUGGAAACAGUUGCAUAGUUUAAUCAGCACAAGGAUAAAAUGCCUACCUAUCUCUUCAGAGAGCAGGUUGCAGUCCUUACUUUUGUGCUUAUGCCAACCAAAUCACAUGGCUGGCAAUGUAAAUCAAAGCAAAAUUAUUUGACUGGUUCACUUGCUAAAAAUGGUUCUUUAAGCAGAUAAAUGUUUCCCACCGGAGGGCUAAUCCAAAGAUCACUGAAGUCAGUGCUGAUUUCAAGAGGCUUCAGAUUAGCUCAGUAGAUCCUCUCUUCAUUAAGGGGAAAAGUGAUACCCCCCGUUAUGUUCCAUGUCCAGAAAAGAUGAGACAGAUGUGGGUUUAACUCCUCCAUUCCUCUCACUAUGAAAUCCUAAGGUGGUAAAGUCACCACAGGGUGCCUUUAUUAUGUCAGUAUCCUGAGAGAAUACUUUGCCUGUGUUGGUCAGCACAUGACAGUGGGUACUCGCUACACCACAGUAAACCCCUGGAGAUUAUAGGUUGCUCUCUAUUUAUUUGAUAUAUUUUUUUCAACUACAAAAAAGCAAACAAUAAGCAACAUAUUCAUUAACCAACAUUACAUUAAGCACUCAUUUUAAAAACAACCACUUUACAUAUUCUUUUUUCAGAUCAAAUUCAUUGAUAACCACAUAAUAAACUUCAUAAUAAAGGGGAGGAGAGGAACAGACAGUUAGAGUUAGGAGUGUGUUUAGCAGGCUUUUACAUAUAUCACUGUUAGACUCAACGUGUAACAACAACAACAACAACGAUUUUAUUUAUAUCCCACCCAUCUGGGGUAUACCAGAAAUGGGAAUAAUUUUACCAGGAAAUCAUCCCUGACAUGGUAAAAUCAACUUGUAGUGAGUUUCUCACAUCAAAAAGUAACAUUUAAAUCCAACCUAAGUACUCUUACCACCAGCUGUGGCAGUACUGACAAAUACAAAAGUUCAGAAUCAUCAAUUUUACAUUCCAGCUUUUCAUAAGACAAUGAAAUGUGUGCAACUCUAUUUCUUAGUUUGAUGGGGAAAUUAUGGGGAAAUGUUUUCAAUAAAUUACAUGGAUCUCAAAUUUUCUCUUUAAAAUAAAAUUGAUAUCUACAUUACUGAAGUUAUUGAAGUUAUUAACCAUAUGUAGAUUUUGGUUCACCUAGUUAGCCUAAUAGUUAACCAAAAUCUACAUAUGGUUAAUAGAAGAUAUCACAUUACAUUUAUUUAUUUAGCAAAUACUAUUUCAGUACCUCAGCCCCUGAAUGAUGCUACUUUUGCCAGUCCUUCCACAUGCUUGCCAGUCCUGCCCCCUUUGUCUAUUGCCCCUUCCCCAAUUUAGCCCACCCAUCCUACAAAAACAGACAUCCUUUACCCUUUUUAAACUGUGAUGAUGGUGGUGACCCCCUAGAAUUGACUUGGAGGUGAUCGAACAAGGAAUUGUAACUUGGUGCACAAUUCCAUCCCUGGAGUAAGGCACAGAGCUCCUUCCUACUCACAGUACGCAAGAAUCCUAAACGUCUUACCAACCUGCAUUUGCUACCACAAAGUGCCUGCACUCUGCUUUAAGCAACUUGUGGUUCAUAUCUCUCGUACCUAUGACAGUCUGAUGGACAGGUUGUCCUGCCUCACUGUGGAGUGGCCUUUUACUCCCUUCCAGUUCUGUGAUCCUGAGAAUAUACCACGUCCUUCCCCAGACGUUACCCUUAAUCACUGAUAAAUGUCAGAUUCUGUUGUUCCUUUCAAUAGAUGAAAAAUGAUGUCACUGAACUAUUCCCACGGUACUCAUAAAACUUUGUCUCAACCACAUAAAAUAGCCUGUCUUUGAAGGACACCAGUACUUUAAAACAUGGAGAGAGAAUCAUGAGCCAGUGAUUUAUAUGAAUAUAUUGUAUCAGUGUAUAUCUAGGGUGAGAAAUAUUUUCCCCAGACAUUUCUGACGGAUAGUUACAAGUUCUGCUCUCCCUACUCAAAUCGCACACAGCCAACAUGGUGGUCUAGAGAUCUGGAAAGGAGUUAGUAAGUUUUGGAUCUCACUUCCAAGGCAUGGUCACACAUCAAUGACAAUCUUGCUUCUUAUUUAUCAGUUAUAAACAACACGGCUUUGUUGGCAGGUUUUAUAUUAUUAUUAUUAUUAUUAUUAUUAUUAUACAUAUGUAUCUUCCAUAGCCACAAAAUUUUCUAUCAGAGCUUCUACUCUUGUUGCAAAGCGAAUGAUUCAUGCAACGGUUAAAGUAAAAGAAGGUGGGAUGCUUUUGCAUUCAGAGCAGGUCUCCACAAACGUAUCCCUCAGCAUGCUCCACAGAAGAGGAAAUCCAAGCAAUGGCCUUUCACAUGACAUCAUAAAAGCCUAAUUUAUCACCAGCCACCAAACAUCUAGAAAAUCAUAACAUCCUUUCAGGAAAGCCAUGUGCAAAAUAAUCAGAUCUACUUUGAUGACAGCUUUAAUGCAUUGGUCCAAGUAGGACACUACAAAGAGUAACCCUUUGCAGGUACUUGUUUACAACACAUCCAGCUGCAUUCUUCACCUCAAGAGGAGCAUUUCCUGAUUUUCAUUCCAUACACAUACUUUCCCAAAUUAGUAUUAUUCAAGUGAGAUUCUAGUCCAGCCCACAUUCCAUAUUUAGAGUCGCUUUGUUAAUUCACGUGCAGGACGAAGGAUGGGGAAAUUUUAUAGUAAGUGAAGGAUCACCCAGCGUCGAAGGAGUUCUGUAGUAGCGUACAGUGCCCAAAUGGACAGGUUGUGAAUCCACAUAACCAAGGACAAAAUGGAGUAACCCUCUUUCUUCUGCCAUUGAACUCCAAGGCCAUAUGGCAGAACCCUCCUCAUCAGAGGCUUUGUCUAUUGAAUAUGAGAGAGAGAGAUCUCUUAUUCACUUAAAGCUGAAGCAGUUACCUUUUUCUUGAGGUGACUAAUAUUGUGAAUUCUCUGAGACAUAGCCUACUCACAGAGCUUGAGGUCAGGGGAGCACUGCAGACUGGCCCCCUAUUCUGGGUGCAAUGGAGACAAUUUGCAUCAUUUCUAAACAAGAAGGAAGUCAAGCAAAAGGCUUUAAGGCAUGGGCGUAGCCAGAAUUUUUGUGGGGAUGGGGCAGGCUUCUGUUAGGGGUGCAGGACCUCAGAUUUGUAUUGAUUUAGGGGGGCAGCUGCCCCCCUUGGCUACGCCCAUGCUCUGAGGGCAUUAACUAAAUGGGAACAGAGUUUGCUUUCCUAUACAACAGAUAAUACGGGGCAGGUGCCUGAGUUUUACACAAUCCUAUUAGGCACUGGUUCUGACAGCUCGAACAAACUAAAAGCUAUAUGGGAGCAGGACCUUGGCAGUGACAAUGAAGAGACACAAUGGUCAAGUUUGUGGACAAAACACCCAUUCAAAACUAUUUCUGCCCAAACAGGGAUCCCAAAAUCUGUGCUUGGUAUGACGAUGGUAUAUAUGACACCCAUCAUCCUCAAAUUAUCCCAUAUGCAAGACUCUUAAUUCCAAUUUGUGUUGCAAUGUGCUCUAACUAGGCGCCUUUGAAGCCGACUCAGAAACUUCAGUUUGUCUAAAAUGCAGCAGCCAGAUUACUGGCUGAGGUUCUAUUUGAUUUCACAAAACUCCUGUUUUAAAACUAAUGCAUUGGUUGCCAAUUCAUUUCUUGGCCCAAUUCAAGGUGCUCAUGUUGUUAUUUAAAGCCCUAAAUAACUCAUACCUGAAAGACUUCCUCCUUCCCAACAGAACCUUUCAAGUGCUGAGAUUUAUGUGAUUUUAUAAAAAAAAACUGUUUUGCUUUUAUAUUGACCGAUUAUGAACAGCAUAUAGAAGUGUCUUUAAGAGUGUUCAGCAAACUACCAAUAUAAGCUACAUGAAGCCAUUCAAAGCCAACCUAUAUACAAGGGUAUUAACAAGGAGUUUAUAAUCUUAAUCCAGCAAUCAAAAUCCAAUACAAUGAGCUAAUGUGGUACAAAUGGAGUCAAUGGAUGAUGCAACCAAGAAGACACUCUAAGCCAACUUUUGAGGGGAGCCUCAUAGGUGCGUGGAUCCAAGCUAUUUCAGUCUUUAUUUAUAGGAAAAAUUCUGAUUUUGAACUGCACUCUGCAUUCUGCAAGAAAGCUGUCCUGCCGGUGGCACACUGGAUAUGGCCCAAGUGCUCCUGUGCUCUGAGAUACCCAUCAGAUCUUAGUAACUUCUGCUUUUUAAAAUCACCACUUUCUUUUUGUGGCUCGCUGCUCUUUCAUUUGUCACUUCAGCCUUUCGGCUAACCUGCCCUUCUGAGGCUUAUUGCCACAGGACACAGUGAAGACUAACGUUACAGUGUCGAGUGAUCAGUUUGUUUCAUGGGUUCAAUCCACAGUGGGGUUGUAGUACUGUAUUUAAAAGCCCUCUACCACAUGAGGAGCAGGCUGCUUGAUGAGAUCUGCCCACACCAUGGUGGGCCUUUAUAAACAUCGCAGCAGCGUUGUGGGUUGAACCCACAGAAAAGCAGCUGCCCGGCUUCUGCUCUUAACAUCUGAAGGGCACGUAUCUGGGUUCAAAGAGAGGUGGACAAAUUCAUGAUGCACAGGAAUAUCAGUUAGCAUUAGGAAGAUUAUCACGGCAUGUGGAGUCAUGUUCAGGGUGUUUCUAAACCACAGACUGCCAGAAGCUAAGGAUGAGUGACAAGGAUCUGAUUGCUCUCAUUAUUGACGUACGCUGCUUAAUUCUCGCUAUGUUGUAGCUUUUAUUGGAUGCUACUGGAGACAGGAUGAAGGUUUAUGUGGACCAUAGGUCAGAUUCACAAAGGCUACUAAUAUUCUCUACUGCUCUUCUCAAUAAAAGACUUGCUCUCUUUUUCAAGCGAAAGCCAAUCUGUAUUUUCUGUUCCUCAGUUCUACCCAGAUAUCUUGCAAUACCCUGAUGAUCAUCAUUAUCUUUCAGUCUAAGGGUUUUUGAGCUUUGGUUUCCCUUAUUUUGAAUCCAGAUUUCCAGCCAGCCAUAUACCAACCACACACACUGUGCAAUCUGUUCAUUUUCUUUCCUUUACUAUUCCAGCUGGCACGCUUAUGGGGAACAUCCAGGUCAAAGGAUCGCUGCUGCCUUGUAUCCUCCGUUUGUUCCAGAGACAAAUAAAAGAAAGCAAUGCAUGCUGCACUGGAAGAAAUGGAUGAUAGCAGCAGUGUUGCAUAGAUUGCUCUCCAAACACUUCUGCUUGUAUUAUUUACAUGUGUGCGUGAAUCUUCUGCCAUACUGUUUACAUUUCGUAGAUGAGAAGGUACAUCCAGAGCAGUGAUGGGGAGCCUCUGACACAUGAGUCCAAUUAGGCCAGUUGGGUCUCGCCAUGUGAGGCAGCUUCAGUCAAGUCAUGCCCUGCUGCCAUACACUUGAUCCUCUUUUCAUGCAAAGACACUGUGCCUUUGCACAGUGAUUGCCAUGAUUAUAUGCUCAUUGUUGGCACCUGCAAACUCCUGGUGCCUUUGCCCAGGCAGGUUGAUUUCAAACCACGUGGGCAAAGGAAAACAGGUCACCUCAUCAGGUGAAUGACAGGUGGGCAACUCCAGCCACCUGUCAAAGUCGGCCCACAAGGGGCGGGGGGGUGUAAGGACUGUGGAACGCAACCAGUUCCUCACCCCUCUUCUACAGCUACUGAACUGAUCUAAUGAAUACAUUUCCCAGCAGUCUGGCUUCCAUCAUGUUAGGAGUGCCCUCACAGAUACGGGUUACCAAAAUGCCUAUAAGCAACUUUCUUUUUUUCAGGGCAUCAUCACCAAAUGAAAAUUGUCUUAAUGUCAGUCUGUCCUCUCUGUGAACCUCUUAGCUUAAAAACCGUCAAGUGAAAAUGGCAUUUUUGAUCGACUACCAAAGAAAUCUUGAUUAUUUCACCCUGCAGCAAACAUGAAGGAACAUUUCAGAAAAGGGAAAAUACACACACACAAACCUUGUCAUUUUCAAAUGAUCCUGCCCUAGUUACGAAGCUUCCUUUACAUCCAGAAGGAAUGGCAACACGGAAGCAUACUCUAUUUAGGUUUUCUUUAAGAUGCUGGCCUGGGGGAGGGGAAAAAUCCUUUCUGUUAAAUGUUAGACAUUGUCUAUGCGCUUCAUCUCAGGUGAUAAGUUUACUUUUAGAUGUUCACCCUUUUAAGUUAUUUAAGUACUGGCUACCAUAUGGGUUUUAAAAACACAGUUUAGGAACCUUUUAGAUGACAUAUGGAUGCCUCUAAGUCUAGCUAGUGUCCUAUGUAUGCACCUAUGUUUCAAAAUAAGCAGAUUUUCACCAUGUUGUGAAAAGGCCUUGGUGUUUUGAUAAUACAAUAGCUUUCAAAUAAUAAUACUUGGUAAACAGUUCUGUUGCUGCUAUGCAUAAUGAAGUUGAAACCACACAAAACAACUCAAAUAAUUGCGUAUCACACACAAUGGAAAAACCCCAAACCAAUGUUUAAUAUGGGUCAGAGUACAUUUAAGCAUAAGGAAGGAAACCAUCAUUACAUUCUGUGGUUUUGCUGCCAAUUUUUAAGGUACAACAUCAAUUACAGACGGAGAACUAAACUGGUUUUUCUAAACAUUUGUGGGAUGCAAAGGAGGUCCUUGACAGAUAUUUAAUAUCACGAUGUUAUCCUCAGUAAACAGCAAAGAACAGAAUGGCAAAGAGAGCUUGUUUUUCAGUAGGACCUACCUUUUGGAAUUGCUUAUUUUGGUAAUUAAAGUCAUAUGUUUUUAGUAAUGUGAAAAGGUUAAGAUCUUUAUUAGGAACAUGAACCACCUUAUGACAGUGUAACCCUGUAUGCAAUGGCUGAUGCUUCCAAGAGUUGCUUAUUUCUAUUCCUCCUCCUCCUCCUCCUCCUCCUCAGUGCUUACUCAAAGCUCACACGGUUUGGGAAAAUGUGAGCAGCACAAUGUAAAUAUAGUGUACAGUUGAAAAGAAGAAGAAAGCAUUUGGGACGUCCCACUUUCUCUAAGGGCUUCUAUGCGUUGUUUAGAAAAUUAUUUCCUUUGCAAUUUCUUUUAAAGCAAAGAGUAAGAUGGAAAGCAAAAGGUAGGAGUAAAGUUGUAGGACUGAUGAGAGAAGUGAUACAAAAAGAGAAACACCAAUUAAGUUGUUCCCUGAGCUACUUCAUCAUAUAAUUAACUGCUUGGGGCAAAAAGAUGUGUUCCUCCAUGCAGCCGUUUGAUUGAAACUACCAACGCAUGUUAAGUGAAGAAUUUGGUAUCUUCUUUGUGAGCAAAUUAAUACAGAUUAGGCCUCUUCUUUCUUUUCCAGUUCACAGCAGGUCUGUGCUGACAGAUCAGGAGUCAGAAUAUGUUCCACACCCGUGUCCAUCAAACUGACAGUUUUUAUUGCUAACACAGAGAUCCCUGGUUCCCCAUUCAUUGGUGUAUUUUUACACUGGAUUUUGGCUGGAGUGUCAAAAAGGAAUCUUUGACUCAGCUUUGUAAUGUGAGUUGUGAAACAUGGGAAUGGCAUUUCUCUAUCUUAGCAAGAAGUCCAACGUUCCCUGAGUUUAGGGGCAAAAGAAUCUAUGAAGUCUACAUUAACGUUCUUGUUAGUUCAGGUUGCCGCUUCCUGUAGUGUCAGGAUUUUGCUCCCUGCACUCAGACUUCCCAGGCAAUAAAGGAGAUGAUCAGGUCCAGCCAAAGAUAUUCUGCCGCCCGAGGCAAAGGUGUCCCCCAGCCCAAAUUCCAUGUGCAGAAACUGACUGGACUGGCAGUUCCGUCUGACUUUGAAACUGGCAACAAAACAGCAUCCUCAGUUGACCUGAAGACAGUAGGGUGUAUGUCAGGUUGUGUGGCACACAUAGCUCUAAUCUCUAACAGUGGGGAAUGGCAAGGGUCUCAGGAACAAUGGUCCAUCCCCCUGCAAGUACGUGCUGUCAGAGGGGUUUGCCUCACUCUGCCUAAUGAUAGGACUGGCUCCGGAGAUUAGGGUGUGCUGUUAUACAGGUUAUAUUAAUACAAUCAGUGAAUCAGCAUCUAACAUGGAUUGGCUGGAUUCAGAGGAGUGGUGGGAGGCAGCAACUGGGAGAUUUUCAAGGGAAGAAGGCUCAGAGCCAGGGGGUUGGUGGUGGGAUGACGAUGAGAUGUCAGAGGGAGUAGAGGAAGAAGAUUGGGAGGAGUAUGGGAAUGUUUAGGGAGGCAGGAGAGGAUAUGUGUAUGGGGCGGUGUGGGGUGGGGAGGGAAGACUUUUGCUGUAAAUUAGAACAAUCCAUAUGCACUCAAAUAGCUGCAGUUUUCAGGAGUGUUAGAUUCUGCACUUGGAAUUCUCAUUUAGCUAAAAGAUGUGUAAAAACAUAUGCAGGCAGACGGUUCUUUGGCAGCACACCUGAAGAAAAUCAAGCAUGUAAAUGAUUGCUUAUAAGUCCAAUAGUAACUCACGUUCACUAAAGAAGUUCCAGAGCUCUCUUUGGAGUAUGGUGGAAAUAAUUUAUUUGUUUUGUGGAAAGUACGCUUUCACAGCUAAGCAACAUAGCUUUAGGGAAUAAAUACCAAUGACAUAGUCACAUAGGACCUAUAAUCCAAUUUUUUUUUUAAAUGGUAGCAGAACAAUCCUGACAUAAAACUAAUGCCAAGAGGAGUGUAUCAUGCACUUCAAAAUGUUUUCCUAAUACAUCAGAUCUGAGAAGUGAAACUAAGAAGGGAACUGAAAACUUGAGUCAUAUUGUAAAUCCAUGGACUUUUCUAUACCCCAGGAAGAAAGACACCAUGAGCUUUGCAGAUAGGACCAUUAAGUCUUAAUUUGUGAAUCCUCUCCUGGUCAGCAAUAUGUAUGCUUUUUCUGGUCAUCAGUCCAUUACAACAAAUGCACAAACAGAGGAAUAGCCACAAAUGAUUUUUUUUUCUUUACAAGGAGAAUGUUAAGAGGCAAGAUGUGUUUUCUGUAUUCCCCAAACUUUCUAACCGGCACACCUACCUGAAAGUCGGUAAUGAGUGUCAACCUUGCAAAGGAAUAAUUUCUAGAGAAAGAAGAGUCUAGGCCUGCAAGUCACUCCCUGACUACCCCUGUUCACCACAAUAAUGGAAGUAAGGGCUCGACAUGAAGCCACCUAGUGGUGAGGGAAAUAUAUGAUACCCAUACCCAGAUGGGGUAUAGUCUUCAUAAUUUCACACAAUCCAGCAAAAAGCAAAGGGCAGAGGGAACAUUUUUGAAGGUCUGCAUCAACCUGACCGUUUCACUGAAAUACGCUGGCUAUUGCAAACGGUUGUGAAUUUGUCCUUUAACACUGAGCAUAUGGCAGCAAAACUUCACAUUAAAAAUACUUACAGUGGUACCUCGGGUUAAUUACUUAAUUCAUUCUGGAGGUCCGUUCUUAACCUGAAACUGUUCUUAACCUGAAGCACCACUUUAGCUAAUGGGGCUCCUGCUGCCGCCGCACGAUUUCUGUUCUUAUCCUGAAGCAAAGUUCUUAACCCGAGGUACUAUUUCUGGGUUAGUGGAGUCUGUAACCUGAAGCAUCUGUAACCCGAGGUACCACUGUAUUCUACUUAAAUCUUUCUUUUACAUGGGACUCACAAUGGUCUGAGCAGUUCAGUUUCAGCAAGGGUUCAAUAACAGAUGAUUCCCAGGUCUUGGACAACACCCAUUUCCAUAGUACUGGUGAGUAAAAUCCAUGACUAAAAUAUAGGUUGGUCGUACACACAGUGGAUUGCUCUUGGUGUUUACUAGAAGUUCAAGAGGCACUCAGUGAGGUGCUGACAUUUACGGAGGGAAGUUUUAUGAUGGGAAAUCUAUCCCUUACAUGACAGCUACAUUUCUCGCCCUGUAACAUGAUGAUCCAACUGAUAACAGCACUGUUUUAACAUGCUGCAAUAAAAACGUCUAAUUUCUUUUUGUUUUAUGACACUGGCUAAUUCUGGAAUGCUUUCAAGCAUGAUAUUGAUAUUCACCUGGGAUCCGCUUGCAUUCAGAAACAGCUACUUCCAAUUCAAAUUAUCAGACUAAAUACGGGAUCACAAACUGUACAGGAUCACAAACUGUAAGGAUUGCUACCAGGGCGAUUAGCAAAACUAAUCUACUGUAGAAUAGAGAAAACCCAAUGAUAAAUGAAAAUAAAAAAAUGAGAAGGCAUCAAUAAUGCUAACAUUAAAAUCCAAUAUAAAGCAACCUAGACACAGUGAGGAAGCAAUUUUCAUUAUCAACGCAAUAAGGAUACUAUGGUUGCAAUAGGAGAAAUGAUAAGACUUUUUCAUUUUAAGUGCAGAUCUCUUGUUCAAGCUGUAUUCACAUUGCACACAUUCACAUUCUCACUGGAGACUCCAGAAUUUGUAAGGACCUUAGAAUCAGAAUCGGGACUGAGCUUCAAAGUGCACAGUCCCAAAAUUCAGUGCUUCACAAAAUUAGGUGCCAUCCACAUUUUGAGUUAUUUGAGCCUAAUAGUUUCUACCAGCUGAUACACUAUGACUACACAUAGGCAAUUACUAGAGAAAUACGAAUAUUUACCAUUUACCAUUAACCUCACAGUUUAUCUGCCUGAACAGUCUCACCAGCUCUUAACCCCAAACCUCACCCUAAGUGACACCAGAAAGGUGUUGUGCAACUGUAGCUUCCAUUGUCCUGUUGCAGGGAUUACAGGGGAACCCAAAUUCUUCCCACACAAAGCACUUCUCUCUUUUUAGUCAGCUGGUGCAUACCUUUAUGGCCUCAGGCCAAACUCCCAGCGGGAUUUUGCCAGCUAUUCACAUUUAUCAGAAAGCUUUUACAAAUAUGGCCUCUAUCCAGAUUUUUUAUGUUUCAGCUGCAAUCUAUGAUCUCUUCUCCCAAGACAUCCCUGUAUACACAACGGAAAACAUUUAUGGCUCACUUUAAUUACAUUUCACUUUCCACUUUGGUGUAAAAAUGGCGCCCCCUCCCCACCAGGGAAGAAAGGGUGACUGAAGAUCUACAUCAGGAACAAGGGGGAAGUAAAUAUCUGCAUCGGGUGUGUGUGUGUGUUAUUGGGUUGUUGUUUUUAUUUUGAUUAUAUAUGUUGUGGUUUUUAUGUUGAUCUUUUCUGUGAACCGCCCUGAGACCUCUAGGUAUAGGGCGGUAUAUAAAUUCAACAAUGAUAAUACAAAUAAUAAUCUGCUGCCCCUGUGAAUGCUGUCACCUGAGGUAGUCACCUCACUUUGCCUCAUGGGUGGGCCAGUCCUGAACAAAGCAAACCAAUAAUUCCCCUUCCCUUCUCAACGCAGAGGCUAAAUCAGGCAUAGGCAAACUUGGCCCUCCAGAUGUUUUGGGACUACAACUCCCAUCACCCCCUAGCUAACAGGACCAGUGGUCAGGGAUGAUAGGAAUUGUAGUCUCAAAACAUCUGGAAGGCUGAGUUUGCCUAUACCUGGGCUAAAUGCUCACAGUUAUACUCUUCCAUCCCUGUAGUUGAAGAAACUACUGAUAUUUAUUUAUGCCAGGGAUGACUAUUUUUUUUUUUUAACCAGAAGGUCAUAUUCACUCUUGGCCAGCCUUCCAGGUGCCACAUGUCAGUGUGUGGGUGUGGCCAAAAUUGGGUGGCUAUUUAUACCCUUGCAACAUAUGCAUGGACCCAAACACAGCUUCCUCUCCUCAGUUGAUCCAUGCAGAUCAGAGGAAGGGUUAUUUCGCUCAAUCUGAGGACCCAGAAGGAGCUGCUGGGUGCUGGGAUGGGCAGAGGUUAAAAUUGAUUUGCUCACGGCAGCACCAUGUCUAAUUUGGGGUUUUUUUUGGGGGGGGUGAUCACUGCCAAACUUGAUGGGGUCUUGAGGGAACAGAAAGAAAUUGCUGUGUGUUUGGGGGGCUGGAUAAGUCCCUUCGGCCAAGGUGAGUCACUCCUGAUUUAUAUAAUUCUCAUAAAGCCAUCAAUAAAGAGGAACAAUAAAACAGCAAAUUAAAGUAGCAUUUAAGCAAUCAAAAGCCUUAAAUGGUUCUGAAAGGAUAAGAAUGUAGGUGCCAGGCAAGCCUCCUCAGAGAGGGAAUUCAAAAAGUUGAGCACUGUAGCCAGGAAGGCUCUCCCUUUAUACAAUGCAAUACAUGCAUUAUAAGUGAGACUGCUUCGAAAGACACAAAUAAGUCUAGAUUACUUACUAGGACAAACAGUAUGGAAUGCAUGUCAUCUGUAUUAACAGCCCCCUACUGGUUUCUGUGGGUUAAACCACUGUGCUGCUUGGGCUUGCCAGCUGGAAGGUCGGUGGUUCAAAUCCCCGCGACGGGGUGAGCUCCUGUUGCUCGGUCCCAGAUCCUGCUAACCUAGCAGUUCGAAAGCACGUCAAAGUGCAAGUAGAUAAAUAGGUACCGCUCCGGUGGGAAGGUAAGUGAGAUUUCCGUGCACUGCUCUGGUUUCGCCAGAAGGGGCUUAGUCAUGCUGGCCACAUGACCCGGAAAAAACUGUCUGUGGAAGUGGACAAAUGCUGACUCCCUCGGCCUUUAAAGCGAAAUAAGCGCCACAACCCCCAGAGUCGUUCACGACUGGACUUAAUUGUCAAGGGUCCCUUUACCUUUACCUUACUGGUUUCUGGUAAAUUACCAGAACAUUCAAUGAACAGCGAUGCAGUUUUAUUGCUAGGUUUGCAGUUUAUAUUUUGUUUUCUCUCGUCUUUGUAUUUCUGUAUUCUCUAACCUGAUAAUGGCAUUUUCAUACUGAUUUGUUUUACGAUUAGUAGUCACCUUGUGAGUUUCUCAAAACUGAAAUGCUGGAUAUAACUACCUUAGGCACACAUACACAAGCAAAUGAAGGGCUAAAUUGUCAUUAUUUGCAAGCACAGGAGCCAACACCCCCCCCCCAUAAAAUAGUUGGCGGGCAUUGCCGUUCAAAUGGUGCGUGUGACGUGUCAUGUGAUUGAUUAUGCAGGGCAGGGAUGAUCUGCCCCGGCCCCCAAUAUUUUAUUCAAGUUGGCACCCCUGUGUGCAGGUUUACACCAUCCUUUGAAAUGUACUGCUCUUGGUGAAAAUAUCCACACUCAAGCUUUUUUAAAAAAUGGAAUACAGUGGUGCCUCGCAAGACGAAAUUAAUCCGUUCCGCGAGUGUCUUCGUCUAGCGGUUUUUUCGUCUUGCGAAGCAACCCUAUUAGCGGCUUAACGGAUUAGCGCUAUUAGCGGUUUAGCGGCUAUUAAAGGCUUAUCGGCUUAUCGGAUUAGCUGCUAAAAGGCUAUUAAAGGCUUAGCGGCUUAGAUAAAGGGGGGGGAAGCGAAAAAAAAUCUCAAGACUCGCAAGACAUUUUCGUCUUGCGAAGCAAGCCCAUAGGGAAAUUCGUCCUGCAAAGCAACUCAAAAACGGAAAACCCUUUCAUCUAGCGGGUUUUCCGUCUUGCGAGGCAUUCGUCUUGCGGGGCACCACUGUAUUUUCCCCCCUUUUAAUAUUAAAAAAUUUAAUCAUCACUGGUCAAAGAAUAUGCAUUUAAUUUUGAAAAAUGCAAUCUCUUGCUUGGAAAAAGAGAUAAAAUAAUUGUUUUAAUUAUUUUUGUGCAAGUUAUGCUUUCGGUAACAUUUGGGUCUAAUGUGUUUUUUUACUGCUAGUGUGAUUUUAUUAGGCAAGGCAAGGUGAUUAGCAGGUGGACAUGACUACGUUCAUUCAGGAAAAUUGGGAUACAGUGGUACCUCGGGUUACAUACACUUCAGGUUACAGACGCUUCAGGUUACAGACUCCGCUAACCCAGAUAUAGUACCUCGGGUUAAGAACUUUGCUUCAGGAUGAGAACAGAAAUCGUGCAGCGGCGGCGUGGUGGCAGCAGGAGGCCCCAUUAGCUAAAGUGGUGCUUCAGGUUUAGAACAGUUUCAGGUUAAGAACGGACCUCCGGAACGAAUUAAGUACUUAACCCGAGGUACCACUGUGCAGGAUAUAAGUCAAUUUCGAAUUAAAAUGCUUCAGAGUUGUUGUGCGUAGAUGAAUCUAAGCUUCAGAAGUCAGGAGGAAAUCUUCCCCAGAGAAAUAGACAAAGCAUUAUAUACACCCUUAAGUAUUUACGCAAUGACAGUCACUGCAUUGUUAGCCUACACUAAGAUACUAUUGCACAUAGGAUGUCCCAGAUGGCCCAGAAGUGACCUUUCAGAGAGUGAUCACACCCUAGGGUGUCUAAGUACUAUUGCAACACACCAACGUGGACUGAAAAUCCACAGGCAAGAAACAAAGGAGUUUAAUUUUAAUGAGAAAAGAAGUGGGCCGGGUUCACUGAAGCUGCAACAGAGAGGAUUAGAUUUAGCUUUCUCCUGCCAGUAGCACCAUGUGAAGGAUUCCAUGCAAGUUAGGACAGAGUAUUAUUUCUUUUGCCUGACCUCAAUGUACCUGGUAGGUGUGGAGAAGGGACAGGCGCUUUAAUUCCCAACUGAGCUGCACAGGGAGGAGUAUCUGUGAGAGAAGAUCCUAGUUAAACCAUGCACUGCUCAGUCUCCCAGGUUACACCUACUCGGUCAGUGGACCUUUUUAAAACACUGAGCCACAAACACACUUUACAAAGGUAAGAACAGAAACCAGCUUUUUCUGUGACAGUGGUUGUUCACUAGUAUGCACCAUUCUUUCUAGAAGCUGAGUGUGACAUCUUGAAUAGCUCAUGUCAAAUCAUUCUAGAUCAGUGUUUCCCAUAUGGCCCCCUGGGAGCCCCCAGGAUAUUCUAAGGGCCCCCCAAGUGAAAAAUGUGUAAAUGGGGAGCCACAGCAAGAGCCUUGGGAACCACAGAGGGAAGGGACAAGUGAAUUUUUAAAAAAUCCUGAUUGGCUAUCUGCUUGGCCAAUCACAAGCGGGUAAGGGGGCGGUCCACCAGGGACUAUCACUCCUUUUUGCCAGGUGCAAUUUUAUUGGAGCAGUCCUAGUUUGUUUCCAGCGGGAGAAGGCAAUUGCUAAGGCUCCUUUUUGACCAGUAGGGCCCAUGAUCCAGAACCCCCAGGUCAGGUAAGUGCGGUGGUGGGGUGGCAAUGGGUAGGGCUGGGAGAGCCAGAGCUGCUUAUUGCUGCCACCAGUGCAGCAGAUGUUUGAGUAAAGCAGGGAUAGAAUGACACUGAGAUAAAAAUGCCAAAUUUAAUCAGCAUCAGAAGUUAGAGUAAAUCAGGGAUGGAGAAUUACUGAGAGGGAAAGUCGCCAUUUUAAACAAUGGCAGAGAUUUGAGUACAGCGAAUUCAGUUUCUUGAGUACAGCAAGAAAUGAGUUUGGAAAGGCUCUGUUGUGUUAGCUUUUUUGGUGCUAACAUCUCUGCUGUACCCAUCUCUGCUAUUCUUCAUUGUUAAAACUAGGUGGGUUUUGUUUAACCCUUCAGUGUUCCUCCAUCCCUGCUUUACUCAAACCUCUGCUGUUUCCAUCUGAAAUUCCAUUCUCAGUAUCCUUCCAUCCCUGUUUUACUCAAAACCCUGCAGUUAUUUAAAACGGCCAUUUCCCUCUAAGUGACCCUCCUUAAAGUUCUGCCAUUGUUAUGCCAGACACUCACUUCUUCUAUUCUUAUUAUCAAACAUAAUUCAAAUGGUCCAUUUUAAAAUCCUGUCUACCUUGGGCAAGCUGCUUGGCAAAACGUCAUAUAUAGCAGCAAAAGCAUGAUUUCACCCAAUGAGGAUGGGAGGGAUCUCCUUUUAAACCUAUGUUGCACUGAAGUAACUAGAACGUAAUUAAUACAGCUGGCAUAAUUAACUGAAGCAUACUGUUGGCACGACUGAAUUUAGGCCUAGAGGAAAAGUGUGGUUUGUAAUAUGACAUGCAUGAUGCAGAGAUUAUGUAGUUCCUAUCUUGGAUACUUAGCUUUAAUGGAUCGUAGCACGUCUGAACUAGAACUAGCAAAGGGCACACCUCAGUAUUGACAAUCACGGUGGUUAUGAUGUGCUCUAUUAGCCGUUAAUUGAAUUCAGCCCUCAGGCUUCUAGCAAAUGAUAGCAGAUUUCUUGCUUUCCCAUUUCCCCCCAUGAUAAACAUUUGGAACCCAGCAGCAACCCUAACAGAAGAAGAGACAUUCCACAGCUUCACUGUAGAAUUUUGAUGUAUUAUUGUGUUUUAAAAUAUGGAUUCAAUAAUUGUUUAGUUAUACCAGCUCAUGUUAACGUUUUUCAGAUAGUAUUGGAAAUGUUUAGGUGUGGCCUUUCCAUCAGCUGUCUCGCAUGGAAAGUAUAAAGGAGUGUAAAGAAGGAGCUCCCUUUCAAUCAUCCAAUAUUGUUCUCUACAACCCAAAUAAAAGAUUGCACACACUUGUCCAAUAAGAUAAAAUACGCUCGCACUAUCAGUUUAAAAACAUUUCCCCACUCCUCCCCAGAAACAAUGCAAACCAUUUCUCAUUCUACUUUAUUAUGGGGUUGGAAUUAGAAAGAAAGAAGGUUAUAUUUAUGUUUUAUACCAAAUGUUUAACUCUGAAUAUGCUCAAAGAGUUGUACAGGGGUUGUAGUUAAUAAUCUUGGCUCCUUUGGUUCAGCUAAAAUGCAAUCCGCACUAUAAUAAACACAUUAAAAAUUCAUACUGAAGUAGUUCAAACUAUACCCUUAUUAUAAUUUACUUCCACGGUCUUCAUCAGUAUCAUUUAUAUCUUACACAUGUGGUGUAUAAAUAUAACCUCUUGAGGCACAUAUAUACAUUUGGAUUAUCCUAUGAGUAUUAAAAAAGAAACACUCCAAUGCAGAGUAUGAUUAAUUGACUUAACAGUUGGUAGUUUAGCUUUUGUUAAUAUCCUCAAAGGCAGUUUAUACUUUGAACAGUUCAAUGUAUAUAAUCACUAUUAUUUUAAAAGGGUCCAAUCCCAUCUUUGAAGGAAGAAAUGUAAAUGGCUAAUGUAAGCAUUAAAACUUGAAUAACACUCCCAAGGAAAAGGGAUAAAUUGCGCCAACCUUUGACUGAAAACCCCCACAUACAUCAUAAAACUUAAGUGGGAGAGUACGGGCUAAUGAUUAAAAGAUGAAAAAUUUGGGUGGCUUCAGACAUGCAUUUACCACCUCAGAUGCUGGAAGUUUUGCUAAGUACAUUGCUGAGCCAUGCCAGGUUUUCAGUGCUGUCAGAAAGAGACGAUUAGACAUGAAUUUGUGUGUGGUAGCAAGCACUGUAUUUGCCAAAACUAUCUUUUUGGAAGUGGUACAUUCAAAGCUGGAGAGUUUGGGUUUCAGCUUCUCUUAAUUUUGGGUAAAUGGUUUAUUUUAUUUAAGGGAUAUAUACUUAUUGUUUCGGUUACUUUCUCCACAGCUGUGAUAACCUUUGCUGACUCGCCCCCUUACCCCCGUCCCAGGAGAAUAUCUUACAGUAAGCCAUGUGGGCCUCAUAUAAAGACAAAUAUGUUAUGCACCUGCCCUUCAGAACUACUUUUUAAAUUCACAUGCAAAUUUAUUUAGAUUUGCUUCAUUAAUAAAUUAAUCAACCAAGAUUUUUAAACUUCUGGACACAGUCAGUCUUGGCGUCUAGGUGCAGUGAUGGAUGAGAUGAUGAAGAAAAAGAGGAAUGAGAGGAGAAGUAACUUGGGAAAUACAAAUCGACAGCCAUGGCAACAUCGGAAGCUGCUUUUUACUGAGUCAAGCCAUUGGUCCAUCUAGUUCAGUUUUGUUUACACUGAGUGAUAGAGGUUCUUCAGGCCUUCAGAUGAGGAUCUUUCCCAGAUGCCAGGGAUGGAACCUGUGACCUUCUGCAUGCAAAGUAGUUGCUCGGCCACUAAACUAAGGUCUCUUGUCUUGUCUGAUCAUAUAUUGCUUUGAUGAAUUUAACACAGAAUGAAAUAGUACAGUGUUCUCCAUCCUCGGGUCCCCAGAUGUUGUUGGAAGACACCAUCCCUGCAAUUGGUCAAGCCGGCUGGGAAUGAAGGGAACUCUAGGCCAACAACCUGGGUGGACUGAAGGUUGAUGAACAAUGAUAAUAGCAGAAUUGGAAAAACAGUCACAAAAUUAGACAAGAUUACAUCUAAUUAUUCCUUUAAAGAAGGACUAGUGUUCUAAAUCUAAGAACUCUGAUGGGGAAUAGAAUGGAGAUUUAUAAUAGAAGGCAUCAUAAGUUGUAAAGAAUAUGUGCGCCCUUGGCAUUUAUGAGUUGUUGGUAAAAGUGAAGUCUGGAUAAGUUUGUGAGAGAUGGUUUCACUUAUGUAAUAUUUUAUUGUUUAAUAGGCUGAGGGAUUUGAAGCAGCGCUCUGUGGUACGGAGGCAAGCUGUGCAUCAUCUUGAUCCUAUUCCUGGCUAUUUAAUUCGCAGCGAACACAGCGCUUCAACCAGCACCUUCCUGAGCUGCGCUUGAUGAAUAAGUGCAAAGGAGACAAACGGAGAAUGAAGACUUUGUUUUUGUUUUUCCCCUCCAAAUCACAAAGGCUUAAAAAAGCAACUGCACACUUCCUACUCGACCUGAAGGCCUUUGCCCAUGGGCAAGGCAAAGGAAAGCACUUUGUUUAAAAGGAGUGUUGGGGGAAGAGCUGGUCACAAUACUGAGAUCGAUCAAAGUCUAGCAUUUCUAUCUUAUCUAUUUGGAAUCGUAUAAUUUGAGAAUUAAGAUGCCCCUAAGCUUCGCUCCUCCCCACCAUCAAAUUACAUUCAAUCAUGGCGUGCAGAAAAGCGGUCCAUGAGUUAGCAGCCAGAUGUUAUCAUUACAGGCCUUUGCUUAUAAACCGAUGCUGAAACCUGAGUGGUUGAUGAGGCUAGCUAAGCAGUUGUACCUUUGACCUGAUUGCAUUAAACUUGCCCUAUCAAUUUAAGCUUAGUAUAAACACCAUUUCCCAGAGUCCCUCAUGACUUCGGUGGUGAGAAGAAGCUGACUAAGCCUAAACAUUUUUUAACAGCAAUCUUGUCUUACAACACCAAGGGGAUUUGCUAUGUAUCUGGGGCUUUAUAAAACCAUAUGAACAUGCU
Molecule: messenger RNA, 45687 nt
Organism: Podarcis lilfordi (Lilford's wall lizard)
Lineage: Eukaryota; Metazoa; Chordata; Lepidosauria; Squamata; Lacertidae
Source: the annotation of a GenBank genome assembly